AUGUCGUUCGAGAUGGAGAGCGGCACUACAAACCAUGGCGACGAUGCCAACAAGGCUUCCAAUGUCGCCACGGAGAAGGCGGCAUCGUCCUCCAAUUCGAGUCCCGAUGCCUCGCAGGUCGCCGUCGACAGCGUCACCGAGAAGAAGAAACCGGGUGGUUUCAAGGACUACAUCCGCAUCUUCAGUUAUGCCAAUAAAAUGGACAACUUGGUAUUCCUCGCCGGUACCCUUGCUAGUAUAGGAUCCGGCGCGACUAUGCCUCUGUUGAUCAUCAUUCUCGGCAAGCUUGUCAACAGCUUCAAUAGCUACGGCGGGGACGCGUCGCAAGUCGCAAACGUGGAGGAAAUCCAACUGCAAACGCGGAAAGAGUUCAACGAUAGCUUGAACCAGCGGUGUCUGUACCUAUUCGCCCUGUUUAUCGCUCGUUUGGGGCUCAGUUACAUUAGCAAGUGGUCCUUUCGCUCGUUCGGACUUCGCAUCUCGGCAGCCAUCCGAUUGCACUAUAUGCGAUCUCUCUUCGGACAGACGAUUCACGUGCUCGAUUCUAUGCCAUCGGGUUCGGCGGCGAUUACCAUCACGACGACGUCCAACGUUCUCCAGCUCGGAAUCUCCGAGCAGCUUGGCAACUUUAUCGAAUCCAUCGCCACCAUCAUUGCCGCCAUCAUCAUUGCUUUCGUGUACAGCUGGUCGCUAACCCUCGUCACCAGCUCAGUGCUCGUUUUCAUCCUCUUCGUGGUCAUUAUUCUUUCGUCCUUCAUUAUCGUGAAACAGACGAGCCUCAAGGAUGCCGAGAACACUGCUAGCGCCGUCGCGUACGAGGCUUUCAGUGCCGUUCGCAUGAUCGUCUCGUGCGGAGCUGAAGCCCGGACCAGGAAGAAGCACGACGCGUGGAUUGAGAAGGCCCGGCAAGAUGGUUUGGCUGUCACCCCUCUCUUGGCCAUCCAGUACGGAUUAGUCUUCUUCUCCCUCAACGCGGCCUAUCCCUUGACUUUCUGGUUUGGCACCAAGUCGUAUGACGAGGGUCGGAUUGACAAUAUCGGCACCAUCAUCAUCGUCUUGAUGAGCGUCAUGUACAUGGUAACGGCCGUGUUGCCCAUCUCAGCCCCGCUGGAUACGAUUCUCAAGGCCACGGGAGCAGCAACCGAGUUCUUCGCUGUGAUCGACACACCGAAGCCGAAAACUGGUACUCUCCAGGAGCCGGAUGUGAAUCCUACUUCCGACAUCCUCUUCAAUGAUGUUCAUUUCGCGUACCCUGCCCGACCUUCCAAGAAAGUACUCGAUGGGUUGAAUCUUCGCAUCCAAGCCAAGAAGAAUACCGCCAUUGUCGGACCUAGUGGCGCUGGCAAGAGUACCAUUGUAGGGCUUAUCCAGGGAUGGUACACUCUCCAUGAUCACGGUAGCAUCUCGACAUGCGGGCAUGAGAUUGAAGAUAUCAACAUGAAGUGGUGGCGUUCGCAGAUAGGAUUGGUGCAACAGGAACCCUUCCUCUUCAACGAUACCAUCUACAAAAACAUCUCCUUUGGCUUGGUGGGUACCCAGUGGGAAAACGAAUCCGAGGAGAAGAAGCGCGAGCUCGUCAAGGUGGCUUGUAAAGAGAGUUUUGCCGACGAGUUCAUCGACCGACUCCCCGAUGGGUAUGACACGCAGGUCGGAGACUCCGGUAUCAAGCUUAGCGGUGGCCAGCGACAACGUCUCGCCAUUGCGCGUAGCAUCAUUUCGCAGCCCAAGAUUCUUAUCCUCGAUGAAGCCACGUCCGCCAUUGAUGUCCGCGGUGAACGAAUUGUGCAGGCAGCUUUGGAGAGAGCCUCCAAGGGUCGCACCACCAUCACCAUCGCCCAUAGAUUGUCCACCAUCAAGAACGCCGAUCACAUUGUUGUCCUUCAGCACGGGAAAUUAGCCGAGCAGGGAACUCACCAUGAACUUCUCAACAAUCCCGAGGGAGUCUACUACGGCUUGGUUAAUGCGCAGAAGCUCUCUGGGAGAAACAGCAAGAGCUUUUCUGAUAUUGACAACAUCCCGGUCGAGCCCGAGGUCAAGUGGAAGGAUAAGAAUCUGUUUACCGGCUUCGGAAGGCUGCUGUACGAGCAGAGGAGCCGCUUCCCGCUCUAUGCCAUCGCCCUGGUCUUCGCGGCCGGAGCGUCGGUGGCCGUUCCCCUCCAAGCCUACUUCUUCGCCCAUGUCAUCGCUGUCUUUGAGACGCCCCGCGAGCAGCUGCUCAGCGAUUCGGUGUUCUGGUCCAAGAUGUGGACCAUCCUUGCCGCGGGUGUCGGUUUCUCGUACUUUAUGAUUGUGGCUGUCGCUACGAACGUGGACGCCUUCAUCGCGACGGUAUACCGUCAAGAGUACUUUGGAUCCAUCUUGCAGCAAAAGAUUUCCUUUUUCGACCAGGAAGACAACUCUACUGGCCAGUUGACCGCCCGUGUCGCCACGGAUCCUGAUGCGCUGAAGCAGCUCCUCGGUAUCAACAUGUCCAUGCCGUUGAUUGGUAUCUUCUCCCUUAUCGGCGCGCUUGCCAUUUCGUUCUACUACGGCUGGAAGCUGGCGCUUGUCGCACUCUGCGUCAUCGUUCCGUUUGACGUGUUGGCGGGCUUCUACCGAAUCCGUUAUGAGAUGCAGCUCACGCACAUCAACGAAGCUGUUCUCUCGGAGAGUGCCAAGUUCAGUACCGAGGCGAUUAGCGCGUUCCGAACAGUCUCGUCUCUUGUGAUGGAAGAAAGCAUCUGUGACCGAUACGAGAAACUGUUGUAUUCGCACGUCAUGGCAGCAUACAAAAAGGUUCGAUGGACGUCGAUCGUUUUCGCUUUUUCGGACAGUGUCAACUUGGGUUGCCAGGCCCUCAUCUUGUGGUAUGGUGGCCGCCUGCUUUCUACGGGAGAGUACGGACCCAUCCCCUUCUUCAUCACGUACAUGGCCAUCAUCCAGGGUGCGGAAUCCGCUGGUCAGUGGCUCAGCUUUGGCGCAAAUGCCGCCCAGGCUUCCGAGGCGGCAAACCGCAUCCUCAGCGUCCGAGGCAGCCAAAGCAGGGACGACGUCACCACUCAAGAGUCUGUUCCUGACACGACUGGCGGUGUCAAGAUCCAGUUUGACAACGUGUUCUUCAAGUACCCCACACGUGAUUUGUUUGUGUUCAAGGGCCUGAACCUUACGGUCGAGAAGGGCCAAUACGCCGCGCUCGUCGGCGCAUCUGGCUCUGGCAAGACAUCCACAAACGUUCACGAAUACCGCAAACUCCUUUCCCUCGUGGCCCAGGAACCGUACCUGUUCUCCGGUUCUAUUCGCGAGAACAUCUUGUUGGGUGUCAACGAAGCGGAAAUUACCGACGAGCAGCUCCACCAAUGCUGCCGCGAUGCCAACAUUCACGAUUUCAUCGUCUCCCUUCCCGAUGGUUACGCCACCAAUGUCGGCAGCAAGGGCGUGAGCCUUAGCGGUGGACAAAAGCAGAGAAUUUCCAUUGCGCGCGCCCUCAUCCGGAACCCGCAGGUAUUGCUCCUCGAUGAAGCCACGAGCUCUUUGGACUCGGAGAGCGAGAAACUCGUGCAAGCAUCAUUUGAAAAGGCCUCCAAGAACCGGACGACGAUUGUCGUGGCACACCGACUGGCGACUAUCCAAAAUGCCGACAUUAUCUACGUGUUGGGUGGCGGAGAGGUGCUCGAGAAGGGUAGCCAUGCCGAGUUGCUCAGGCAAAAGGGUGCCUACUGGAGCAUGGCGUUCCCAAGCUAUCUACGCCAGGGGAAAGUGUGCCUCGCCGCGGCGGUGGCAAAGGGCUUCCAGAACGCCCUCGCGUAUGUUCCGAUGUCCCGAAUAUACUGUAGUAGCGUAUCAUUAGCCGUCAAGUCCGUACCGCAAAACAAGAUCCCUACAGGACUUGGUGAGUAUGAGUACGGCAUCUUUGCGUCAGGCAACAUCGACAAAGAUGGGGAGGUUGUUUACACGGAGGCAAUCCGGCAUUUUGGUUUAGACCCAGGUAAGAUUGAAGCUAUCCUCCCUUGCACUGCAUUUCAACGUGAUGUGAUGGAAUACGCGGAAAACAACAAGAGACGUGGCAUCGGCCACGUCGUCUACGACAUCCCGAAGCACGUCGACAUUGAACGAUUGGCCGCAGCUUGGAAGGAGGUUGCGCGCCAAACCCCGACGCUACGGACUUGCAUGUUUCGAUCGGAAUCCGGAGAUCAUUUUCAAAUAGUGCUGUCGGAGAGCUUCGCGUGGACACAUAUGCUCGGACUGGGCAUGAAAGAGGGGGUUAUUGAAGACGAGGCAGCCGCCGCGGCGACUGGAGCUCGGUGCAAUCGAUACGCGGUCCUCGAGGACCGUCGCACCGAGCAAAAACUGCUCAUCUGGACGUUUAGCCAUGCUCUGCUCGACAACACCUUCCAGGAGCGAAUCCUCCAAAAGGUUCUCGAGGCGUACAACGGAGAGGAAAUUCAGCGCUCUCCGGGGAUGGGAAGGCUCGCGGAUACGGUCUCCAGAGAUUCGGAAAGCGUGGUCGAGUUUUGGAAGAAGCACUUCGAUGACCUCAACGCCUCCGUAUUUCCUCCUAUCCCGUCCUACUUGGCUACUCCUCGUCCCACAGAGCGGGCAGAGCACCGCAUUUCUUAUCCCGCCGUCGUCCAGCAGAAAUGGACGCACGCGACCAUUUGCCGAGCGGCCCUCGCCCUGCUUCUUACUCGAUAUACGGACGCUACGGAAGCACUAUUUGGCGUCAUAACGGAGAAGACGCCUUUCUUCGAGGGACAGGAGAACCCGAUCGACGGCCCCACGCGAACCGUCGUUCCCACGCGCGUUUUCUGCAACCCCGACGAGUCCGGAUCGGACAUUAUGCAGGAGAUUGUCACCCACGAUACCACCAUUCACGAGUUUGCGCCGACUGGCCUUCACAGCAUCCGUCGCAGCGGAGAAAACGGAACCGCCGCAUGUGGAUUCCAGACCGUGCUCGUCGUGACUCCCGGUGGCGACGCUGCGCAAGCGUCGGACUCCCAGCUUCACCUACCUCUUACAGCACUGGACGAAUUUGUACCGUGCGCCGAUCGUGCUCUUUUGAUCAACUGCCAAAUGUCCGACAACUCCGCAUCGCUCCUCGCGCGAUACGACCCGGAAGUGAUUGACGCCCGUCAAAUGGCCCGCUUCCUAAGACAGCUCGGACUCUUGAUCAGCCAAUUCCAGACCCGCGCGGCCGACCUGCCCGUGCAGGAGCUAAAUUUCAUUACGCAAGAGGACCGAGCCGAGAUUGAAGCUUGGAAUUCGGGGCAGCUUCGGACAAAGGAGGUCUGUAUUCACGAUGUGAUUGCUCAACGGGCUGUCGAUACACCGCACAAAACCGCAGUCUUUGCCUGGGAUGGAGAAUGGACGUACGGCGAACUAGACAGCCUGUCUUCAAGACUUGCGAUCCAUAUCCAAUCCCUUGACUGCGGCCAAGGGCAGGCCAUACCGCUCUGCUUCGAGAAGUCGAAAUGGGUCAUCGCUGGAAUGCUGGCUGUGCUCAAGGCCGGCCGGGCUUUCACGCUGAUUGACCCAUCCACCCCGGCGGCCAGGAUCGCGCAAAUCUGCCAACAAACUUCCGCCACCGUCGCUCUCACUUCGCAAAUUCACCUUGACACCAUCCGCGCGACCGUGAGCCAAUGCGUCGUGGUCGAAGACGCGUUGUUCGAGUCGCUGUCGCGCGACGAGGGCCAGCUUUCCUAUACCGCGAAGCCGCACGAUCUAGCCUAUAUUCUCUUCACGUCUGGUAGCACGGGCGAGCCCAAGGGUGGUAUGAUGGAGCAUCGAGCAUUUGCGUCGUGCUCUCUCGAGUAUGGCCCCGCACUGGGAAUUAACCACCAUACUCGCUCUCUCCAAUUUGCCUCUUAUGCCUAUGCGGCGUGUUUGGUAGAAAUUCUUACGACAAUGAUGCAUGGCGGCUGCGUCUGCAUUCCUUCCGACGAGGAUCGCAUGAACAACAUCCCCGGUUUCAUGAACAGUGCAAACGUCAAUUGGGUGGCGACGACCCCUUCGUUCAUCGCGUCCAUGCAGCCAGAGACCCUCCGUGGGCUUCGAACCUUGAUCGCAGGCGGGGAGGCCAUCUCCGCAGAAAUCCGCAAGGCUUGGGCCGAUCGAGUUCAGCUUCUAUUCGCUUACGGCCAGAGUGAGAGCUCGGCCGUCUGUAGCGUUGUGCAGGUCCGAUCCGACACCAAGGGGGAUCUGAGGAACAUUGGCCACGCAGUAGGCGCCCAUGUCUGGCUCACUAACCCCAACGACCCCGACCAAUUGGUACCGAUCGGCUGCAUCGGCGAACUGGUGAUUGAAAGCCCGGGAAUUGCGCGUGGAUACAUCGAAGCCGGAUUCCGUCAACUUUACAGGACUGGCGAUCUCGGCUACUACCGAUCGGAUGGGACUAUUGUGUAUUUUGGUCGAAGAGAUUCGCAAGUCAAGAUCCGAGGCCAGCGCGUGGAGCUCGGCGAGGUGGAAUCGCAUUUGCGCCAACAAUUACCUAGCCACGUCCGGCCCGUCGUGGAAGCCGUCCGAUGGUCUGGAAGGGCUAGCAGUACAGCCCUGGUCGCGUUUCUGAUUGCACCCUUCACCAACGGACACAAGGCGUCCAACGGUGCACCGGCAGUGGAGGCCUACGUUUUGGACGAACAGAGUGCAGAGAACAUCAAGACGAAGCUGCGACAGGUUGUUCCCGAGUACUUCGUCCCGACGUACUAUAUUAACAUGGAGAAUAUUCCAACGACCACGACUGGGAAGACGGAUCGGAGAAAGCUUCGAGACAUCGGUACUAGGCUGCUGGACGAGGUAACUCAAAAGUCCCUCUCCCGGUCUGGGGCGGGGGUCGAUUCGUCCGUGAAUGACGAAAAUAAACUCAAGGAGCUGUGGUUCCGAAGUCUGAACCUCGAUCCUAAUUCUACGAGCGUGGCGGGCAAUUUCUUUGAGCUAGGCGGAGACUCCAUCACGGCGAUCAAGCUCGUAAACAUGGCUAGAAUGGCUGGCCUGACGCUAAGCAUCACCGAUAUCUUCCAAAACCCUACCGUUGCAGGGCUCUCGUUCGCCCAGGGUCGCCUAUGGUUCCUCGACCAGCUCAAUUUAGGCGGCUCGGCGUAUCUCGUACCUCUUGCUGCACGGCUGAGAGGGUCGCUGCAGAUUGAUGCUCUCUCUGCCGCCAUAUUUGCCCUGGAGCAGCGGCAUGAGACCCUGCGGACAACGUUCUUGGACAAGGACGGGAUCGGCCUGCAGGUCAUUCAUCCAAGCCGCCCGAAGCCGCUCAAGGUUAUUGAUCUUUCUGGUGAGGCUGAUGGAAGCUACGUUCAGCUGUUGAAACAAGAACAGACAACGCCCUUUGAUCUAUCAGCCGAACCGGGCUGGAGGGUGUCGUUGUUCCGCCUUGGCGAUGACGACCACGUCCUGUCCAUCGUAAUGCACCACAUCAUCUCUGACGGCUGGUCGAUUGACAUCCUACGCCAAGAGCUGGACCGCUUCUAUUCGGCGGCACUCCGUGGCUAUGACCCGCUAUCACAGGUGACCCCGCUGCCGAUCCAGUACCGCGACUUUGCCAUAUGGCAGAAGCAGGCCGAUCAGAUGGCGGAGCAUCAGCGGCAGCUUGAGUACUGGACCGAACAGCUAGCGGAUAGCUCUCCGGCGGAAAUUUUGAGCGACCGGCCACGACCAGCGAUGCUCUCUGGACGUGCCGGGACCGUCGAGUUCUCUAUCGAUGGCGCGGUGUACGAUGGCCUCCAGGCGUUUUGCCGCACCUACCAGACCACUUCCUUCGCUACCCUGCUCGCUGUUUUCCGCGCGACACACUAUAGGCUUACCGGGGCCGAAGAUGCCACCAUUGGUAGCCCGAUUGCCAACCGUAACCGUCCAGAGCUAGAGAGCAUGGUUGGUUUCUUCGUCAACACCCAGUGCAUGCGUAUCACCGUCGACCAAGACGACACAUUCGAGAGCUUGGUCAAGCAGGUCCGCUCGACUACUACGGAUGCCUUUGCCAACCAAGACGUUCCGUUUGAGCGGAUCGUGUCGGCGCUUCUGCCUGGGUCGAGAGACAUGUCUCGUAACCCACUUGUGCAACUCAUGUUUGCUCUCCACGCUCAGAAAGAUCUCGGAAAGAUCCAACUGGAGGGCCUGGAUGAAGAGCCUAUCUUGGGAAUGCUGUCUACGGGCUUCGACGUCGAAUUCCAUCUAUUCCAAGAGGUAGGAAAAUUGGCAGGCACUAUAUACUUUACGGAGGACCUUUUCGAAGCCUCUACUAUCCAAGGUUUUGUCACCCUCUUCCAGGAGAUCCUCCGUCGGUGCGUCGACGCCCCGCAAACGCCUAUCGCGGUUCUUCCGCUCACCGAGGGUGUCGACGACCUUCGCAAACUCGGCUUGCUCGAUGUCCAAAGGCCCAACUAUCCUCGAGACUCAAGCGUGAUAGAUGUGUUCCGUGACCAAGUGGAGGCUUGUCCGGACGCGACGGCUGUCGUCGACAAUUCUUCCCGGAUUACCUAUGCCGAGCUCGAUGAAAAGUCGGAUGAAGUUGCCCGCUGGCUUCAGAGUCGCCAUCUGCCUGCCGAAACACUCGUGGGAGUCCUCGCGCCGCGAUCUUGCGAAACAGUGGUGGCUUUCUUCGGCAUUCUCAAAGCAAACCUUGCCUACCUCCCGCUCGAUGUCAACGUUCCCACUGCCCGCAUCGAGACUAUUCUUUCUGCCAUUACGGGAGACAAGCUAGUCUUGCUUGGUACUGGAAUCCCAGCCCCAGACAUCCAAGUGCCUAAGGUCGAGCUGGUCCGGAUCGGCGAUACUAUGGGCCGUCAGAAAUUGUCCAACGGCACAACUAACGGUACUGCCGUGGGACCAUCGGCAACAAGCCUCGCAUAUGUCAUCUUCACAUCCGGCUCGACGGGAACGCCCAAGGGUGUCAUGAUCGAGCACCGCAACAUCGUGCGAUUGGUCAAAGAAAGCAACGUAACGGCCAAGAUGCCGCGGGGCGCUCCCGUCGCCCAUCUCUCCAACGUUGCUUUCGACGCUGCGACAUGGGAAAUCUAUGCGCCCAUCUUGAAUGGUGGCACGGUGGUCUGUAUCGACUACUUUACCUCGCUAGAUAGUCAGGCGUUGGAGGCAACGUUUCUACGGGAAAGCGUCCGCGCUGCCAUGCUCCCGCCUGCGCUUCUCAAAGAGUGUUUGGCCAAUAUCCCCUCCACCAUCCGAGCCUUGGAUGUGCUCUUCGUCGCUGGUGACCGCUUUGACCCUCGCGAUGCCAUCCAUGCCCGAGACCUUGUCGGUGACGGUGUAUACAACGCCUACGGUCCAACCGAAAAUGCCGUCCUGAGUACGAUUUACAAUAUCCAACAGGGCGAGGAGUCAUUUGGAAAUGGUGUUCCCGUUGGUCGCCCGGUCAGCAGCUCUGGAGCGUACAUUAUGGACCUGAAUCAACGACUGGUGCCUCCUGGCGUGAUGGGUGAGCUGGUGGUCACCGGAGACGGCCUGGCUCGAGGCUAUACCGACCACGCCUUGGACCGAGAUCGAUUCGUUCAGGUGACCAUCAAUGGCGAAUCCAUUCGGGCGUACCGAACGGGCGAUCGAGCCCGCUACCGACCAGGAGAUGGCUACAUCGAAUUCUUUGGUCGCAUGGAUCAGCAGAUCAAGAUUAGAGGCCACCGAGUCGAGCCGGCCGAGGUGGAGAACGCCAUGCUGAGGCAUGAGGCAGUGCGGAACGCAGCCGUCGUGAUCCGAGUUCAAGACGGCCAGGAGCCGGAAAUGGUUGGUUUCAUCGAGCCUCGCGACGGCCAUGUUCGACAGGAUCCGGUCACGAAUGGCACCACGAACCACCAGGUAAACGGUCACGCGAAAUCCGCUUUACGGUCUGAGAGUGAAGUCCGCAGCUGGCUACAGGCCGUGCUGCCGCUAUACAUGGUUCCCGAGCGCAUUCUGAUCCUUCAACGAUUGCCUCUCAAUGCAAACGGCAAGGUUGACAGGAGAGAGCUUGCUCGGAAGGCAAAGACCGUUCACAAGAGCACGCCGGACCCUGUCCGCGUGGCUCCGCGCAACGAUGUAGAAGCUGCGCUCUGCGACGAGUUCUCCAAUAUUCUUGGCGUUGACGUCGGCAUCACCGACAAUUUCUUUAACCUUGGCGGCCACUCCCUGAUGGCCACGAAGCUGGCUGCAAGGCUCAGUCGCCGCCUUGAUACACACAUCUCGGUUAAAGACGUCUUUGACCAACCCAUCAUCGAGGCUCUUGCCGCCACCAUCCGCCAGGGAUCCACCCCACAUAGCCCUAUUCCAGUAACGCAGUAUACGGGGCCUGUGGAGCAGUCCUUCGCCCAAGGGCGCCUUUGGUUCCUUGACCAGUUGAAUCUCGGUUCGUCAUGGUACCUCAUGCCGUUGGCUGCGCGAUUGAGAGGACCGCUGCAGGUGGACGCCCUUUCGACCGCCGUAUUCGCUCUCGAGCAGCGGCACGAGCCACUGAGGACAACGUUCUCGGAGAAGGAUGGCAUAGGGUUCCAGGUCGUUCACCCAAGCAAGCCGAAGCCUCUCAGAGUCAUUGAUGUCUCAGCUGAGGGAAGUGGAAGCUAUCUUGAUGCUCUCAAACGCGAACAGACUACCAAUUUCGAUCUGGCGACUGAGCCCGGUUGGAGGGUCUCGCUCCUGCGACUCGGAGAGAAUGACCACAUCCUCUCCAUCGUCAUGCACCACAUCAUUUCUGAUGGUUGGUCGAUCGACAUCUUGCGCCAAGAGCUGACACAGUUUUAUUCGUCGGCACUCCGAGGCCAAGACCCGCUAUCCAACAUCAGCUCACUGCCUAUCCAGUACAGAGACUUUGCUCUGUGGCAGAAGAAGGAAGCGCAGGCGGCCGAACACCAGAGACAGCUCGAGUAUUGGAAGACACAACUAGCAGAGAGCAGCCCAGCCAUGCUGCUAACUAAUCACCCACGGCCAUCUCUGUUAUCUGGCAAGGCUGGUAUCGUCCCCAUCACCAUCGACAAUGUGGCAUAUGAUCGACUCCAGGCGCUCACCGGUGUUGAAGAUGCCGCUAUUGGCACGCCGAUUGCCAACCGUAACCGACCAGAACUAGAGAACAUGGUCGGUUUCUUUGUCAACACCCAGUGCAUGCGCAUUACCGUCGACCGCGAUGACACGUUUGAGAGCCUGGUAAAGCAGGUCCGGUCGACCACGACCGCUGCUUUCGCCAACCAAGAUGUCCCAUUCGAGCGGAUCGUGUCGGCGCUGCUGCCUGGGUCAAGAGAUACCUCUCGCAAUCCCCUUGUGCAGCUCAUGUUUGCGCUCCACGCCCAGGAAGAUCUUGGAACGUUCCAGCUAGAGGGAGUAGCUGGAGAGUCUGUAGUGGGCACGAUAUCUACUCGCUUUGAUCUCGAAUUCCAUCUGUUCCAAGAAGCUGGGCGCUUGGUUGGCAGCAUUCUGUUCGCAGAAGACCUAUUCGAGGCCUCCACAAUUCAUGCUAUGGCCUCAAUCUUCCAGGAGAUCCUCCGCCGGUGCAUCGAGGUACCUCAAGUAUCCAUCUCAGCUCUUCCGCUCACAGACGGCGUCAAUCAUACAAUCACCUCGCUGGAGAUCGAGCGGACCAACUACCCUCGGGAUUCGAGCGUCGUAGAUGUCUUCCGUGACCAAGUGGCAGCUAGUCCCGAAGCAACAGCUGUCGUCGACAAUGCCUCCAGUCUAACAUAUGCCGAGCUGGACCGACAAUCAGACGAGGUUGCUAAGUGGCUUCGAAGCAGGCAUAUGCCAGCCGAGACGCUGGUAGCAGUUCUUGCGCCGCGGUCGUGCGAGACAGUGGUGGCUUUAAUCGGCAUUCUAAAGGCGAACCUUGCCUACCUUCCGCUGGAUGUCAACGUUCCCAGCGCGCGCAUUGGGGCGAUUCUAUCAGUGAUUGAAGAACACAAGCUGGUCUUGCUUGGUACUGGAACUCCGGCUCCGGAAAUCCAAGUCCCCAAUGUCGAGAUAGUCCGAAUCAGCGACACUAUGGGCCACCAGAAGCUGCCUAACGGCACAAGUGCCAGUACCGCCGUGGGACCGUCGGCAACGAGCCUCGCAUACGUCAUCUUCACCUCUGGUUCGACAGGCAAGCCUAAGGGAGUGAUGGUCGAGCACCGUGCUAUUCUUCGCCUGGUCAAGGAAAGCAAUCUGCUAUCAAACAAGGAAGCUGCCAUCCCCGUUGCUCACAUGGCGAAUCUGGCGUUCGACGCUACGACAUGGGAACUUUACGCACCCCUCUUGAAUGGUGGCACCGUGGUCUGUAUCGACUACAUGACCGUUCUAGAUCCGGCUGCUUUGGCAGCCACCUUUGCAACCCAAGGCAUCAAAGCAGCCUUCUUUUCCACCUCGCUGCUCAAGCAACAGCUCAGCGAAAUGCCUGCUGCUAUUGCUUGCUUGGAUCUGCUGUUUGCCGGUGGUGAGAUGAUGCGGCCAGAGGAUUCCUUCCAAGCCAGGGAGCUGGUCCAGGGCACUUUCUGCCAUGUCUACGGUCCAACCGAAAACACCACAUUCAGUACCAUGUACCGGAUGACCGAAGAAGAACAGUGUAUCAAUGGUGUUCCGAUUGGCCACGCAGUCAGCAACUCUGGCGCCUACAUUAUGGACCCGAACCAACAGCUCGUCCCGCCUGGCGUGAUGGGUGAGCUAGUCGUCACCGGUGAUGGUCUGGCCCGCGGCUACACCGAUCCGGUCUUGGACAGAGAUCGAUUCGUGCAGGUGACAAUCAAUGGCGAGUCUGUCCGAGCAUACCGAACCGGAGACAGGGCACGCUACCGCCCAGCAGAUGGUGAUAUCGAAAUUUUCGGCCGCAUGGACCAGCAAGUCAAGAUUAGGGGCCACCGAAUCGAGCCUGCCGAAGUAGAGCAUGCGAUACUUGCAGAUACUGCGGUUCGCGACACAGCCGUCAUCGUUCGGGCACAAGAGGGCCAGGAGGCGGAAAUGGUCGGAUUUGUCACCCUCCAACGGCGCAGCGACACCACCGAGGAACAGCAUGAGGUCACCAACCAGGUCGAGGGUUGGGCGGCACAUUUCGACACUAAUACUUAUGCUGAAAUCGAUACUAUUGACCAGUCAACUAUCGGUAACGACUUCAUGGGCUGGACGUCGAUGUAUGACGGGAUGCCUAUCGACAAAGCCGAGAUGCAAGAGUGGCUCGACGAUACGAUGCAUACACUUCUAGAUGGCCACGCGCCGCCCGGCCGCGUCUUUGAAAUCGGAACCGGUACUGGCAUGGUCAUGUUCAACCUUGCCAAAUCCGCUGGUCUUGAGAGCUAUAUCGGACUCGAACCAUCGCAUUCGGCCGCCGCUUUCGCUGCUAAUAAGGCUAACGCUACCCCAGCUUUGGCUGGCAAAGCUGAGGUACGCGUCGGCACCGCCACGGAUAUCAACCAGGUGGAGGGACUGUGCCCCGACCUGGUCGUGAUCAACUCCGUAGCCCAGUACUUCCCUUCGCCGGAAUACUUGAUGGAGGUGGUUGACACACUUACGCGGCUACCAGGCGUCAAGCGCAUCUUCUUCGGUGAUAUGCGGUCCUACGCCACAAACAGACACUUUCUCGCGGCUAGGGCUGUUCACGCGCUUGGUAAAGAUGUCACCAAAGAAGGUGUUCGACAGAAGAUGGCAGAGUUGGAGGACCGUGAGGAGGAGUUGCUUGUGGACCCGGUCUUCUUCACCAGCCUAGCGAGCCGCCUACCAGGCCGAGUCAAGCAUGUGGAAAUUAUUCCAAAGACCAUGAAGGCUACAAACGAGCUCAGCUCGUAUCGAUAUGCUGCUAUCAUCUACGUGGGCAGUGUACAACAAGACCUACCGCCUAUCCAUAAGAUCAGUAACGACUCCUGGAUCGACUUUACAGCAACUAGCAUGGAUCGCUCUAGCCUCCUACACCAUCUGCAGAGCUCAUCGGGCUCAUCGGGCGCCACGGCAGUGGCGAUUAGCAACAUCCCGUAUAGCAAAACGAUUCUCGAGCGGCAUGUCGUGGAGGCGCUUGACCAUGAUGAUAUCGACGAUAAUGCGCAAGACACACAAGAUGGGCUGGCCUGGCUCUCGUCUAUCCGCUCCCAGGCGAAUCAGUGCGCGUCCCUCUGCCCUGCUGACCUUGUGGAAUUGGCCGAGGCGGCAGGCUACACUGUACAUUUAAGCUGCGCGCGGCAGCGGUCCCAGCAUGGCGCCAUCGAUGCUGUCUUCCAUCAGUACCCUCGACAUGAAGGGGUGCGUGUCUUGCUACAGUUCCCUACCGAUAGCGAGAGUACACUCGUGCCUCAGACAAAUCGCCCGCUACAGCGACUACAGAGCCGCCGCGAUGAGGCGCAGAUUCGAGAGCGACUUCUAGCCCUACUCCCAUCGUACAUGGUGCCUGGCCAAAUCGUAGUGCUAGACCACAUGCCUUUGAACGCAAAUGGUAAGGUCGACAGGAAAGUCCUUAGCCGGAAGGCCCAGGUCGUGCGCCAAAUCGCACUUGACUCUGCGCGCGUGGCUCCCAGGAAUGACAUUGAGAUUGCUCUAUGCGAUGAGUUCUCCAAUCUACUUGGCGUUGACGUCGGCAUCACUGAUAACUUCUUCGACCUUGGUGGACAUUCCCUCAUGGCCACUAAGCUGGCUGCACGAAUCAGUCGUCGACUAGAUGUCCACAUCUCAGUCAAGGAUGUAUUCGACCAUCCUGUCAUCGAGGAUCUUGCUGCCACCCUCCAGCAAGGGUCCUCCCUACAUAAUCCCAUUCCUAGCACACAGUACGAGGGACCCGUCGAACAGUCGUUUGCGCAAGGGCGCCUUUGGUUCCUGGAUCAAAUGAACACUGGUUCCACUUGGUAUCUCAUGCCGCUGGCUACAAGGAUCCGCGGGGUUUUGCAAAUUGGCCCUCUCUCUGCCGCCAUAUUUGCCCUCGAACAACGACACGAGACUUUAAGGACGACAUUCUUAGAAAAGGAUGGCGUUGGCCUGCAAGUGGUUCACCCGGCCCAGCACAAGCCUCUCAAACUUAUCGAUCUAUCGGCCGAGGAGGAUGGAAGCUAUCUUACACUGUUGAAACAACAACAGACAACUCCAUUCGAUCUGUCCUCCGAGCCAGGCUGGAGAGUAUCGCUGAUAAAACUAGGAGAUGAAGACCAUAUUCUUUCCAUCGUCAUGCACCAUAUCAUCUCCGAUGGAUGGUCAAUCGACAUCCUACGCCAAGAGCUGGACCGUUUCUAUUCUUCGGCCCUCCAAGGCCAUGACCUGUCCCAGGUUGACUCGCUGUCGCAGGUGACCCCACUACAAAUCCAGUAUCGCGACUUCGCCAUCUGGCAGAAGCAGGCCGAUCAAAUCGCGGAGCACCAGCGGCAGCUCGAGUACUGGAUGGAACAGCUAGCGGACAGCUCUCCAGCAGAGAUCUUGAGCGACCGACCACGGCCAACCAUUCUGUCUGGGCGUGCUGGUACUAUCGAGUUCUCUAUCGAGGGUGCGGUAUACGAUGGCCUCCAGGCCUUCUGCCGUACGCACCAGACAACCCCCUUCGCCGCAUUACUCGCUGUGUUCCGCGCAACGCACUACCGACUAACAGGCGUCGACGAUGCUGCCAUUGGAACCCCGAUCGCCAACCGCAACCGGCCAGAGCUAGAGAACAUGGUUGGCUUCUUUGUGAACACGCAAUGUAUGCGCAUUGCGGUUGACCGCGAUGACACAUUCGAGAGCCUGGUCAAGCAGGUUCGGUCAACAACCGCGGCCGCUUUCGCCAACCAAGAUGUUCCAUUCGAGCGCAUCGUAUCGGCCCUCUUGCCUGGGUCGAGAGACAUGUCUCGCAAUCCACUCGUGCAGCUUAUGUUUGCGCUCCAUGCCCAGACAGACCUAGGAAAGAUCCAGCUAGCUGAGCUGACUGGAGAGCCUGUACUGGCAGCAGUUUCCACGCGCUUCGAUAUUGAAUUCCAUCUAUUCCAAGACACGGGCAAACUUGGCGGCCGCAUCUACUUCGCGGAAGACCUCUUCAAGACGUCCACCAUCCAAUCCAUGGUCACCAUCUUCCAGGAGAUACUCCGUCGUUGCGUCGAUGAGCCCAACGUACCUAUCGCGGCUCUUCGUCUCGUAGACGGUGUUGAAGACCUUCGCGAACUAGGCCUGUUGGACAUCAAGAAGACCGACUACCCUCGCGAAGCAAGCGUCGUCGAUGUUUUCCGCGCCCAGGUGGCUGCUUUCCCACAGUCGACGGCUAUUGUCGACGCUUCGUCGCGCCUGACAUACACUGAGCUAGACCAAAAGUCGGAUGAGGUCGCCCAAUGGCUUCGCAGCCGGAAUAUUCCAGCUGAGACGCUCGUGGCAGUUUUCGCGCCGCGAUCAUGCGAGACACUGGUAGCCUUCUUCGGUAUCCUCAAAGCGAACCUUGCUUAUCUACCGCUCGAUGUCAACGUUCCUACUGCUCGCAUCGAAGCCAUCCUGUCAGCUAUUCCAGGCAAGAAACUGAUUUUGCUUGGAGCCAACACAGCCGUUCCAAAUGUCCAAGUGUCCGAGGUAGAAGUGGUCCAGAUCAGUGAGACUACAGGCCACGUCGGUCCAUACGAUAACCUGCCCACCGCUGUCGAGCCAACGGCUACGAGCCUCGCCUAUGUCAUCUUUACAUCUGGUUCAACAGGGAAGCCCAAGGGCGUGAUGAUCGAGCAUCGUAACAUUGUACGAUUGGUCAAGGAAAGCAAUGUCACAUCUAAGAUUCCUCAAACCGCUGCUAUUGCGCAUCUUUCUAAUGUUGCUUUCGACGCUGCGACAUGGGAGAUAUAUGCGCCACUUCUCAACGGAGGCACGGUAGUUUGCAUCGACUACUUCACCUCACUGGACAGCAAGGCACUCGAGGCAACGUUUCUACGGGAAAACAUUCGUGCAGCUAUGCUCCCACCUGCCCUGUUGAAAGAGUGCUUGGCCAAUAUCCCUUCCACAAUCCGUGCUUUGGAUGUUCUCUUUGUUGCCGGCGACCGCUUUGACCCCCGCGAUGCAGUCUAUGCCCGAGCGCUUGUCGGCAGCGGUGUAUACAACGCCUAUGGUCCAACUGAGAACGCUGUCUUGAGUACCAUCUAUAAUCUUCCAGAGGGCGAGGACGAGUUAUUUGUCAAUGGUGUUCCGAUCGGCGAUGGUCUUGCCCGCGGCUAUACCGAUGCAGCCUUGAACCGAGAUCGGUUUGUGCAAGUGACCAUCCACGGCGAGGUUGUCCGAGCAUACCGAACCGGAGACCGAGUGCGUUAUCGACCGACAGAUGGCUACAUCGAGUUCUUUGGCCGCAUGGACCAGCAAGUCAAGAUCAGGGGCCACCGCAUCGAGCCAGCCGAGGUGGAGCAUGCCAUGCUGAGGCAUGAGGCAGUCCGGGACGCAGCUAUAGUCGUCCGAUCCCAAGAUGGACAGGAUCCGGAAAUGGUCGGCUUUGUCGUCGCCCACGACCACAGCAGCACUAUCGACGAACAGCGCGAGGUCACGAAUCAGGUAGAAGGGUGGGCGGCCCAUUUCGACACUAGUACAUAUGCUGAUAUCAGUACCAUCGACCACUCUGCCAUCGGAAACGACUUUAUGGGCUGGACAUCUAUGUAUGACGGGGCCCCUAUUGACCAGGCGGAAAUGCAAGAGUGGCUUGACGACACAAUGAAGACACUGCUUGAUGGCCGCCCGGCUGGCCGCGUGUUCGAGAUAGGAACCGGCACUGGCAUGGUGAUGUUCAAUCUGGCCAGAUCCACUGGUCUUGAGAGCUACAUCGGUCUCGAACCUUCACAGGCGGCAGCUGACUUCGCCACCAAGAAGGCUAAGGCUAUCCCAGCCCUGGCUGGGAAAGCUGAAGUCCUGGUCGGCACAGCCACAGACAUCGACAAAGUACAGGGACUCCAUCAACCGGAUUUGGUGGUCAUCAACUCUGUAGCUCAGUACUUCCCUACACCGGAAUACUUGACAGAGGUCGUUGAGACGCUCACCCGUCUACCAGAUAUCACCAAGGAUGGUGUGCGACAGAAGAUGACAGAGCUCGAAGAGCGCGAAGAAGAGCUACUGGUGGACCCGGCAUUCUUCACCAGCCUAGCGACUCGGCUACCGAAUGUUAAGCAUGUGGAGAUUAUUCCAAAGAGUAUGAAAGCCACCAACGAGCUUAGCUCGUAUCGAUAUGCUGCGGUCAUCUAUGUCGGUGCUCAAGCAGAAGAUAUGCAGCCGAUCUAUAGGAUCAAUAGUGAUUCUUGGAUCGACUUCACAAGCACCGGCAUGGAUCGCCAGAGCCUUCUCCAACUCCUGCGAAGCCGACCAAGCGCCGCCACGACAGUGGCUAUUAGCAACAUUCCAUACAGCAAGACGAUUCUGGAGCGGCAUGUUGUGGAGUCACUUGACCAUGACGAUAGUGACGACAACAAACAAGGCUCACAAGACGGCCUAGCUUGGCUAUCGGCUAUCCGCUCCAAGGCGACUCAAUGUUCAUCCCUUUGCGCUGCAGAUCUCGUAGAGCUCGCGGAAGAGGCUGGCUUCACCGUCGAGGUGAGCUGGGCCCGGCAAAGUCCCAACACGGCGCUGUCGACGCCGUCUUCCACCAUUAUCCUCCUCACCACGCAGGAGCACAGCCGUCGCGUCGAGACACUGAUCCGAGAGCGUCUACAGGGUCUGCUGCCGUCAUACAUGGUUCCAGGACAAAUCAUCGUGCUCGACCAGAUGCCUCUGAACGCCAAUGGCAAGGUCGACAGGAAAGCGCUAAGCAACAAGGCCAAGCUAGUCCGGAAGAUUGCGCUAGACUCUACACAUGUGGCUCCGCGCAACGAUAUCGAAGUUGCCCUGUGUGAUGAGUUCUCUAGCCUGCUUGGCGUGGAUGUCGGCAUCACUGACAACUUCUUUGAUCUUGGCGGUCACUCUCUCAUGGCGACCAAGCUAGCAGCCAGACUCAGCCGGCGACUGGAUGUACACAUUUCGGUGAAAGAUGUCUUCGACCAUCCUAUCAUCGAGGAUCUUGCUACCACCAUCCGCCAAGGAUCCUCCCCACAUAGCCCUAUCCCUGUAACACAGUAUCAGGGACCUAUCGAGCAGUCAUUCGCUCAAGGACGCCUUUGGUUCCUCGAUCAGCUCAACCUCAAUGCCUCAUGGUAUCUCAUGCCAAUCGCCACGCGUAUUCGCGGACCAUUACAAGUCGAUGCGCUUUCUGCCGCAUUGUUCGCUCUGGAGCGGCGCCAUGAGACGCUGAGGACCACAUUCUUGGAGAAGGAUGGUGUAGGGUUACAGGUCAUCCACCCAAGCCAGCCAACAGCCCUCAGAGUCAUUGAUGUGUCAAGUGAAGGCGACAGCUAUCUUGAACGCCUUAAGGAAGAACAGACAACCCUCUUCGACCUGUCAUCCCACCCAGGUUGGAGAGUGGCCAUGUUCCGCCUCGGCGAUGAGGACCACAUCCUCUCUAUCGUGAUGCACCACAUCAUAUCUGAUGGUUGGUCGAUCGACGUUUUACAGCAAGAACUCGACCGUUUCUAUUCUGCUGCACUCCGAGGCCAAGACCCACUGGCACAGGUGAGCCCGCUGCCGAUCCAGUAUCGCGACUUUGCCGUAUGGCAGAAGCAGGCCAAUCAAAUCGCGGAGCACCAGCGACAGCUAGAAUACUGGACGGAGCAGCUUGCAGACAGUUCUCCAGCGGAGAUCUUGAGCGACCGGCCACGACCACCUAUCCUCUCUGGUAGUGCAGGCGCUGUGCACCUUGCUAUCGAGGGUAGAGUCUACGAUAGUCUUCAGUCGUUCUGCCGUGUACACCAAACCACAUCCUUCGCCACGCUCCUGGCCAUUUUCCGGGCCACGCACUACAGGCUCACCGGUGUCGAGGAUGCCACCAUCGGCGCACCUAUAGCCAAUCGUAACCGGCCAGAGCUAGAGCACAUGGUUGGUUUCUUUGUCAACACCCAAUGUCUACGCAUCACAGUAGAGCCAGAAGAUACCUUCCAAACGCUUGUUCAACAGGUCCGGUCCACUACAACCACCGCGUUCGCAAACCAAGAUGUUCCAUUCGAGCGCAUCGUCUCAACACUUCUGCCUGGCUCGAGGGAUGCAUCUCGAAACCCACUUGUACAGCUGAUGUUUGCGCUGCACUCGCAACAGGAUCUAGGUAAGAUCCGGCUGGAAGGCCUCGUAGGUGAGCCUGUACCAGGCACCGCAUCGACUCGCUUCGACCUCGAGUUUCACCUUUACCAAGAGGCAGGAAGGCUGGCUGGAACCAUUCUGUUUGCAGAGGACCUGUUUGAGACUUCCACCAUCCAAGCCAUGGUUAGCAUCUUCCAGGAAGUGCUUCGUCAGUGCCUCGACGCACCUCAAGUCCCUAUAUCGGGUCUUGUCCUUACAGAUGGCGUCGACAACCUUGGCGCAAUGGACUUGUUGGACAUCCAGAGGACCAACUACCCUCGAGAUUCCAGCGUUAUCGAUGUAUUCCGCGCCCAGGCGGCCGCUUCUCCGGAUGCAACAGCUGUCAUCGACAGUUCCUCCACCUCCAGCCUGACAUACGCUGAGUUGGACCGAAAGUCUGACGAGGUCGCUAGCUGGCUUCGAAGCCGUCGACUUCCAGCUGAGUCGCUGGUAGGAGUACUUGCACCGCGGUCUUGCGAGACAGUAGUUGCGUUCUUUGGCAUUCUAAAGGCGAACCUUGCCUACCUUCCGCUUGACAUCAACGUUCCUACUGCUCGCAUUGAAGCUAUCCUGUCUGCUGUUACUGGAGACAAACUUAUCUUAUGUGGUAGCGGAAUAUCGCUCCCAGAUAUUCAAGAUCCCAAGGUAGAGUUCGUUCGGAUCGGCGACACCCUGGGCCAGGCCGAUGCUGUCAGCGGUGAUGUCGGACCAUCGGCGACAAGUCUCGCAUAUGUCAUCUUCACAUCCGGUUCGACAGGAAAACCCAAGGGUGUCAUGGUCGAGCAUCGCGCUAUUCUACGCUUGGUUAAGGAAAGCAAUCUAGUGUCUAAUGCGGAUUCUGCUGUCUGCGUUGCUCACAUGGCGAACCUGGCGUUCGAUGCUACCACAUGGGAGCUCUAUGCUCCCCUACUGAACGGCGGGACGGUGGUCUGCAUCGAUUACAUGACUGUCCUGGACCCCAGUGCCUUGGCCGCCAUCUUCUCAAGCCAUAGCAUCAAAGCAGCUUUCUUUUCCACCUCACUUCUCAAGCAACAGCUAAGCGAAGCUCCCGCCGCCAUCGCCACCUUGGAUCUACUAUUUGCCGGAGGUGAGAGGAUGCGACCAGAGGAUUCUUUCCAAGCCAGGGAACUGGUACAAGGUGCAUUCUGUCACGUGUACGGCCCGACAGAAAACACCACGUUCAGUACUGUGUAUAGGAUGGGUGAAGACGAGCAGUGCAUCAACGGUGUUCCGAUCGGUCGCGCAGUCAGCAACUCUGGUGCCUACAUCAUGGACCCGAACCAGCAGAUUGUGCCACCUGGCGUGAUGGGUGAGCUUGUCGUCACCGGAGACGGUCUCGCUCGAGGAUAUACCGAUGCAGCAUUAGACCAGGGUCGAUUCGUCCAUGUGACUAUCAAUAGUGGCGAGCCUGUUCGGGCUUACCGGACUGGAGAUCGCGCACGCUACCGACCAACAGACGGCUACCUAGAGUUCUUUGGACGAAUGGACCAGCAAAUCAAGAUCCGCGGCCACCGAAUCGAGCCAGCCGAGGUAGAGCAUGCCAUCCUUACGGAUACCGCUGUUCGCGAUGCCGUUGUCAUUGUCCGGGUACAAGAAGGUCGGGAGCUAGAGAUGGUCAGCUUUGUCACAGUCGAAGGCCAGAACAAUACUGCCGGCGACCAACAAGAGGUGACCAGCCAGGUCGAAGGCUGGGCGGCACAUUUCGACAUGAAUACAUAUGCUGACAUUGACACCAUCGACCACUCCGCCAUCGGUAACGACUUCAUGGGCUGGACUUCCAUGUAUGAUGGAAAACCCAUCGCCAAGGUUGAGAUGCAAGAAUGGCUCGACGACACGAUGCAGACACUUAUAGAUGGCCGCCCGCCAGGUCAUGUAUUCGAGAUAGGCACUGGUACUGGUAUGAUCAUGUUCAAUCUCAGCAACUACGCUGGCCUUGAGAGCUAUAUUGGGCUCGAGCCGUCACAGUCAGCGGCUGCUUUCGCUACCAACAAGGCCAAGUCCAUCCCGGCCCUCGCUGGUAGGUCUGACGUACAGGUUGGUACAGCCACAGACAUAGACCAGGUUCAGGGGCUUUCUCCAGACCUGGUGGUCAUCAACUCUGUGGCCCAGUACUUCCCUACGCCAGAAUACCUGAUGGAAACGGUGGUUGCGCUCACACGCUUGCCGGGUGUGAAACGCCUAUUCUUCGGCGACAUGAGGUCCUACGCUACCAAUCGACACUUCCUCGCAGCCCGAGCUGUCCACACCCUAGGGACGGAUAUCAGCAAGGAAGGUGUGAGGCAGAAGAUGGCAGAGCUAGAAGAGCGUGAGGAAGAACUUCUUGUAGACCCGGCCUUCUUCACCAGCCUCACAAGCCGGCUGCCAGGUCAAGUCAAGCACGUGGAAAUCCUUCCGAAGAAGAUGAGAGCGACGAACGAACUCAGCUCGUACCGGUAUGCUGCUGUCGUCUACCUGCACACGCCGCCAGAGGAAGAGGAACAGAUUAUUCACACGAUUGAUGACGACUGCUGGGUUGACUUUACCCGGACCGGAAUGGAUCGCUCUAGCCUUCUCCGCCUCUUACAGAGCUCGGCGGACACGACCACCACGACCACCACCACCACGCCAGUGGCUAUCAGCAACAUCCCAUACAGCAAAACGAUUCUAGAGCGACAUGUCGUGGAGUCGCUUGACCACGAGGAUAUCGACAACGAACAGGACUCUCAGGACGGGUUAGCUUGGCUCUCGUCUAUCCGCUCUAACGCGAACCAAUGUCCAUCCCUCAGUGCUGCUGACCUUGUCGAGCUGGCCGAAGCGGCAGGCUUUACCGUAGAGUUGAGCUGGGCGCGACAGCGAUCCCAACAUGGUGCCAUCGAUGCUGUCUUCCAUCAUUAUCCGACACAACACAAGGGAGCGCGUGUUUUGAUUAAAUUCCCAACCGACGGUGAGGGUUCACUAGCACUGGUGCCCCUGACAAAUAGGCCAUUGCAGCGCCUACAGAGCCGUCGCGUUGAGACACAGAUCCGCGACCGGCUACAAGCAGUUCUACCGUCAUACAUGAUCCCAGGACAGAUCGUCGUGCUCGACCACAUGCCUCUGAACGCAAACGGCAAGGUCGACAGGAAGGCCCUCACACGUAAGGCCCAGAUCGUUCGCAAGAUCACACCUGAUUCUGCCCGUGUCGCGCCCCGUAAUACCAUCGAGGCUACGCUCUGUGACGAGUUUUCUGAUCUGCUUGGUGUGGAUGUCGGCAUCACUGAUAAUUUCUUCGACCUUGGCGGCCACUCUCUCAUGGCAACCAAGCUGGCAGCCCGACUGAGUCGUCGACUAGAUAUCCGUAUCUCGGUCAAAGAGGUAUUUGAUCACCCUGUGAUCGAGGACCUUGCUGCCACGAUCCGCCAGGGAUCGACCCCACACAACCCCAUCCCGGUCACCGACUAUAAGGGACCUGUCGAGCAAUCUUUCGCCCAAGGCCGCCUAUGGUUCCUGGACCAACUUAAUAUCGGUUCCUCAUGGUACCUCAUGCCGCUGGCUACACGGAUGCGCGGACCGAUGCAAAUCGAUGCUCUUUCUGCCGCUGUAUUUGCCCUUGAGCAGCGGCACGAAACCCUACGGACAACGUUCCUGGAGGAGGACGGUGUCGGGCUACAGGUCAUCCAUCCAAGUCGCCCGAAUUCUUUGAGGGUCAUCGAUAUCUCAUCUGAUACGGAUAAGAAUUAUGUCGAGAUCUUGAAACAGGAACAGACGGCACCUUUUGACCUUUCAUCUGAGCCAGGGUGGCGAGUGUCACUGAUACGUCUGAAUCAUGAUGACCACAUCCUCUCCAUUGUCAUGCAUCACAUCAUCUCCGACGGUUGGUCCAUCGAUAUCCUGCGACAAGAAUUAGACCAACUCUACGAAGCUGCAUACCGCGACUUUGCCCUGUGGCAGAAGAAACCUGAGCAGGUAGCGGAGCACCAUCGGCAGCUCGAAUAUUGGACCACGCAGCUAGCAGAUAGCUCUGCAGCGGAGAUCCUGAGCGACCGACCACGACCAACUAUCCUCUCUGGGCGUGCAGGCGCUAUUCAGCUUGAGAUCGAGGGUGGAGUGUAUGAUCGCCUUCAAUCAUUCUGCCGUACGCACCAAACCACAUCCUUCGCAGCGCUGAUGACAAUUUUCCGGGCGACGCACUACCGCCUUACCGGCGUGGAGGAUGCCACUAUUGGCGCACCGAUCGCCAACCGUAACCGACCAGAGCUGGAAGAUAUGAUCGGCUUCUUCGUCAACACCCAGUGUAUCCGCAUCACUGUAGAGGCCGAUGACACUUUCGAAAGCCUGGUCACACAGGUGCGGUCAACUACGACAGCCGCCUUCGCCCACCAAGAUGUUCCGUUUGAGCGUGUUGUAUCGGCACUUACCCCUGGAUCCAGGGAUACCUCCAGAAAUCCACUUGCGCAGCUCAUGUUCGCCCUCCACUCACAGCAAGAUCUAGGAAAAUUCCAGCUCAAGGGCCUUACCAUGGUGAAUACCUUCCAGGAGAUUCUUCGCCGGUGCGUUGAGGCACCUCAAGUACCAAUCUCAGCUCUGCCUCUUACCGAUGGCGUCAAUGCCCUUCGCACGAUGAACUUGCUGGACAUCCAGAGGACCGACUAUCCUCGGGAUGACAGCCUAGUAGAUGUCUUCCGCCGCCAAGUGGUGGCUUGCCCAGACGCAACAGCCGUCGUCGACACGUCCUGCCGUUUGACAUACGCCCAGCUAGAUCGAAAGUCGGAUGCCAUUGCUAGCUGGCUUCGCAACCGCGAUAUGCCAGCUGAGACACUCGUGGCAGUUCUUGCGCCGCGGUCAUGUGAAACGGUAGCAGCGCUCUUCGGCAUUCUGAAGGCGAAUCUCGCCUACCUUCCCCUCGAUGUCAACGUCCCUACUGCGCGCCUCGAAGCCAUCUUGUCCACCAUUGCCAAGGAUACACUCAUCUUGCUCGGUACCGAAACAUCGGCUCCUGAAAUCCAAGGCCCUGAAGUGGAGCUGGUGCGGAUCGGCGACAUCAUGAACAACCCCGAUGCAGAUGCAUAUGCUGCUCCGGGUGAAGAUGUUGGACCGUCGGCCACCAGCCUUGCCUAUGUCAUCUUUACUUCGGGAUCGACCGGCAAGCCUAAGGGUGUCAUGGUCGAGCACCGUGCUAUUCUACGAUUGGUGAAGGACAGCAAUGUGGUAUCCAAGGUGUCUCGCGGAGUUUCGACAUCGCACCUCACGAACCUUGCCUUCGAUGUCGCCAUGUGGGAAAUUUACGCAUCACUGCUGAAUGGCGGAACUCUUAUCUGCGUCGACUACUUCACUGUCCUGGAUAGCCAGGCUCUUGAGGCCUUGUUCCUUCAAGAAAAGGUCCGCGCCGCCAUCUUCCCGCCUGCCCUUCUCAAACAGUGCCUGGCCAACAUCCCUUCAACGAUCCAGGCUCUAGAUGUCCUGUUCGUCGCAGGUGAUCGGUUCGAUCCUCGAGAUGCCAUCCACGCGCAAGGUCUUGUUGGUGCCGGUGGUGUUUACAACGCCUAUGGCCCAACUGAGAAUGGUAUCUUGAGUACGAUCUAUAAUCUCGACCACGCCGAUUCCUUUGUCAAUGGUGUGCCUAUUGGCCAGGCCGUCAGCAACUCCGGAGCUUAUAUUCUGGACCUGCACCAGCAGCUAGUGCCACCUGGCGUAAUGGGUGAGCUAGUCGUCACUGGGGAUGGUCUGGCUCGAGGCUACACCGACGCCAGCCUAGACAAAGAUCGAUUCAUCUCCGUGACUAUCAAUGGCCAGCGCAUCAGGGCGUACCGAACGGGAGAUCGGGCGCGUCAUCGACCGACAGACGGCUACAUUGAGUUCUUCGGCCGUAUGGACCAGCAGAUCAAGAUUAGAGGUCACCGCAUCGAGCCUGCCGAGGUAGAGCAUACGAUACUCACAGAUGAUGUGGUUCGUGAUGCAGCUAUCAUCGUCCGACAGACAAAUGCUGCUGAUGAUAACCAAGAGGUGACCAGCCAGGUCGAAGGCUGGGCGGCGCAUUUCGACACUAAUACAUACGCCGAUAUCAGCACCAUUGACGAAUCUGCUAUCGGUAAUGACUUCAUGGGUUGGACUUCCAUGUACGACGGACAACCUAUCGACAAGCUUGAGAUGCAAGAAUGGCUGGAUGACACGAUGCAGACACUCCUAGAUGGCCGUGCGCCUGGCCAUGUGUUUGAGAUCGGAACCGGUACCGGCAUGAUCAUGUUCAACCUUGUUAACGGGCUUGAAAGCUAUAUAGGUCUUGAGCCGUCGCAGUCCGCAGCUUCCUUUGCUACAAAUGCGGCCAAGGCCAUCCCAGCCCUCGCUGGGAAGGCCGAGGUACAGGUUGGGACAGCCACUGAUAUCAAGCAACUACAAGGGCUCCGUCCAGAUUUGGUGAUCAUCAACUCCGUAGUCCAGUAUUUCCCUACACCGGAAUACUUGACAGAGGUAGUUGACACGCUUACACGGCUGCCAGGCGUCAAGCGCAUCUUCUUCGGCGACAUCCGGUCAUAUGCUACUAAUAAACACUUCCUCGCAGCCAGGGCCAUCCACACACUUGAUAAAGACGUCAGCAAACAAGGUGUGCGGCAAAAGAUUGCAGAGCUGGAAGAGCGCGAAGAAGAGUUACUUGUCGACCCCGUAUUCUUCACCAGCCUGGCGAACCGUCUUUCAAGUCGAGUCAAGCAUGUGGAGAUUCUUCCAAAGUUGAUGACAGCUACAAACGAGCUGAGCGCAUACCGAUAUUCUGCCGUCAUCUACGUGGCCAACCCAGAGGAAGAUCUUCAGCCCGUAUACACGAUCGACAAUAGCUCCUGGAUUGACUUUACCCGGACCGGCAUGGAUCGCGCCAGCCUUCUCGAACUUCUACGGCGCGCGCCAAACGGAGCCCCGGUAGCUGUGGGCAAUAUUCCAUACAGCAAGUCCAUCGUUGAGCGUCAUGUUGUGGAGUCGCUUGACCACGAUGACAUCAACGAUGAUGGGCAAGCGCAAGAUGGCCUACCUUGGCUCUCGUCCAUUCGCGCCAAGGCGGCUCAAUGUUCGUCCUUCUGCGCUGCUGACCUCGUGGAAUUGGCCAAAGAGGCUGGCUUUAGCGUGCAGACUAGCUGGGCGCGGCAACGUUCCCAGCAUGGCGCCGUCGAUGCCGUCUUCCACCAUUAUCCGGCGCCACACGAUGGAUCCCGCGUCUUGCUACAGUUUCCGGCCGAUGGACAGAUCGUCAUCCUUGACCAUAUGCCUCUCAAUGCCAACGGCAAGGUUGACAGGAAAGCGCUAAGCCGGAAGGCCCACAUUGUCCGCAAGGUUACCCUUGGCUCUACUCGCGUGGCACCCCGGAAUGAUAUUGAGACCGCUCUAUGCGACGAGUUCUCCAAUCUUCUUGGUGUGGAUGUCGGUAUCACUGACAACUUCUUCGACCUUGGUGGACACUCUCUCAUGGCGACCAAACUUGCGGCCAGGCUCAGCCGUAUCUUGGAUAUUCGUAUCUCGGUCAAGGACGUGUUUGACCAUCCCGUCAUCGAGGACCUUGCUGCCACGAUCCGCCAAGGCUCGACCCCACACAAUCCAAUCCCCGUCACAGCAAACAAUGGCCCUGUCGAACAAUCCUUCGCCCAAGGUCGCUUAUGGUUCCUGGACCAGCUUAACCUUGGCGCAUCAUCCUACCUCAUGCCUUUGGCAGUACGCGUACGCGGGCCACUGCAACUUGAUGCUCUUUCUACCGCCAUCUUCGCUUUGGAGCAGCGGCACGAAACAUUGAGGACCACCUUCUUGGAGAAAGAUGGCAUAGGACUACAGGUCAUCCACCCAAGCCAGCUCAGGCCGCUCAAGAGUGACCUAUUACGCAUCCGAGAUGACGACCAUAUUCUCUCCAUCGUAAUGCACCACAUCAUAUCUGAUGGCUGGUCGAUCGACAUCCUACGCCAGGAGCUAGACCGCUUCUAUUCCGCAGCAAUCCGAGGUCAAGAUCCGCUGUCGCAAGUCAGCCCGCUCCCUAUACAGUAUCGCGACUUCUCCUUGUGGCAAAAGCAAGACGCGCAGGCGGUCGAGCACCAGCGACAGCUCGAGUAUUGGAAACAGCAAUUGGCAGAGAGCAUCCCAGCGGGUCUUCUGACCGACUUUACACGCCCAGCCCUAUUGUCCGGAAAGGCUGGUGUUGUCCAAAUCAAGAUUGACAAUGUUGUGCAUGAUCGGCUGCAGGCAUUCUGCCGCACAUAUCAGAUAACUGCCUUUGCCGCAUUGCUCGCAGCAUUCCGCGCAACACACUACCGCCUGACCGGGGCGGAAGAUGCUACUAUCGGCACGCCAAUUGCCAACAGGAAUAGGCCAGAGCUCGAGGAUAUGAUCGGCUUCUUUGUCAACACCCAGUGCAUGCGCAUCACUGUAGGGUCCGAUGACACAUUCGAAAGCCUUGUCACACAGGUGCGCUCGACGACGACAGCAGCAUAUGAACAUCAAGAUGUUCCAUUCGAGCGCAUCGUAUCGGCACUUGUGCCUGGAUCAAGAGACACUUCUCGCAACCCGCUUGUCCAAAUCAUGUUUGCCCUACACUCGCAGCAAGAUCUUGGCAAGAUCCAGCUAGAGGGCCUUGUCGGAGAACCAGUACCAGGCAUAGCAUCUACUCGAUUCGAUCUCGAAUUCCACCUGUUCCAGGAGGCAGGACAGCUAGGUGGCAGCGUUCUGUUCGCAGAGGACCUAUUUGAGGCUUCCACCAUCCACACUAUGGUCAAUACCUUCCAGGAGAUCCUCCGUCAGUGUGUUGACACACCUCAAAUACCCAUCUCAGUUCUCCCACUUGUAGAUGGUCUCGACAACCUCCACGCUAUGGGCUUACUAGACAUCGAGAGGACGGACUAUCCUCGAGAUUCAACCCUAGUAGAUGUGUUCCGUGACCAGGCGGCCAAGUGCCCAGAGGCAACGGCUGUCGUCGACGCUUCCUCUUCUUUGACAUAUGCUGAGCUAGAUCGACAGUCCGACGAGGUCGCUAGCUGGCUGCGGAAGCGUCAGAUGCCCGCCGAGACGAUCGUUGGAGUGUUUGCGCCCCGAUCGCGCGAGACAGUGGUGGCGUUCUUUGGCAUUCUGAAAGCGGGCCUUGCCUACCUUCCGCUCGAUAUCAAGGUUCCUGCUGCUCGCCUCGAGGCUAUUCUGUCCACUAUUACGGAUAAGACACUGAUCCUACUUGGUGGUGACACACCGGCUCCGGAGCUCCAAGGCUCUAACGUGGAGCUCGUUCGAAUCAGCGACACCAUGGGCCACCAUGAUGCAUAUGAUGUCAACGGCGUUGUCGGACCGUCGCCGACAAGCCUUGCAUAUGUCAUCUACACGUCCGGAUCCACAGGAAAGCCCAAGGGUGUCAUGGUUGAACACCGUGCUAUUCUACGACUGGUCAAGGACAGUAAUGUCGUCUCUAAGCUGCCAAACAAAGCCCUUCACGCUCUGUUUAUCCGUGAGCAAGUAAGCGCCGCCAUGCUUCCGCCUGCGCUUCUGAAACAAUAUCUUGCCGAAGUACCCGACACGAUCGGGACCUUGGAAGCCCUCUUUACCGCUGGUGACCGCCUCGACAGGCGUGACGCUCUACAGGCCCGGGCCCUCGUUCAAGGUGGGGUUUAUAACGCAUACGGUCCUACCGAAACCCAUAUUUGCACCAUUUACGAUGUUACCGGACAGGAGUCUACCCCCGGCGUCAUGGGUGAACUAGUCGUCACCGGAGACGGUCUGGCUCGAGGCUACACCGACCGAGCCUUGAACAAAGAUCGAUUCGUGCAGGUGACCAUCAAUGGCGACUCGGUUCGAGCAUACCGAACCGGAGACCGAGUGCGUUAUCGACCCAUCGACGGCUGUAUUGAAUUCUUCGGCCGCAUGGACCAGCAGAUCAAGAUCAGGGGCCAUCGAAUCGAGCCAGCUGAGGUAGAGAAUGCUCUCCUCCGACAUGAGGCAGUUCGAGACGUGGCUGUUGUGGUCCGGGUACAAGACGGUCAAGAGCCCGAAAUGAUCGCCUUUGUCGAGACUCGCGACGACGAUUGGAUGCGACAAGAGUGGGCCGUUGACGCCGGUACGGAGAAUGCAGCAAGCUUCGAUGAACAAGUUGCUCUACGAGCCGAAAAUGAGCUUCGUACUUUGCUGCAAGGGCUUCUACCGUCGUACAUGGUCCCCGAACGAAUCUUGACUCUUGACCGCCUCCCUAUCAACGCAAACGGCAAGGUCGAUCGGAAGGAGCUUGCACGACAGGCCGAAGCCGUCUGUAAGAGCACACUGGAGGCUACCCGCGUGGCUCCACGGAAUGAUGUGGAGAUUGCGCUCUGCGAUGAGUUUUCCAAUCUGCUUGGCGUCGAGGUUGGCAUUACCGACAACUUUUUCAACCUCGGUGGCCACUCCCUUAUGGCGACUAAACUAGCAGCCCGACUUAGUCGUCGUUUGGAUAUACACAUCUCAGUCAAGGAAGUGUUCGAUCAGCCCAUCAUCGCGGAUCUCGCCGCCAUCAUCCGUCGAGGUUCGGCCCCACAUAGUUCAAUUCCCGUCACAGAAUAUGAUGGACCGGUCGAGCAAUCCUUCGCGCAGGGUCGCCUGUGGUUCCUCGAUCAGCUCAACCUCGGCGCCUCCUGGUAUCUCAUGCCAUUGGCUGCGCGAAUGCGUGGACCAUUGAAUGCGGAUGCUCUUUCAACUGCCGUGUUUGCGCUGGAGCAGCGACAUGAGACUCUGCGAACGACGUUCGUAGAGCAAGACGGUGUAGGCCGACAGGUUGUUCACCCAAGCGAGCAGAAGCCUCUAAGAGUUAUUGAUAUACCAACCGCGGAUGACGGAAGUUCAAAUUACCUUGAGGUUUUGAGACAGGAACAGACGACUCCCUUCAACCUCUCCACCGAACCCGGCUGGAGGGUAUCACUGCUACGACUAGGACAGGAAGAUCACAUCCUGUCGAUCGUCAUGCAUCACAUCAUUUCUGACGGAUGGUCAAUUGACGUGUUGCGCCAGGAGCUAGACAAGUUUUACACUACCGCUACCCGCGGGCAGGAUCCCCUGUCGCGCGUGUCCCCGCUCCCUAUCCAAUACCGUCACUUUGCCCGAUGGCAGAAGCAGCCCGACCAGAUCGCCGAGCACCAACGGCAGCUCGAUUAUUGGACAGGAAAGCUGGCAGACAGCUCUCCAGCAGAAAUCCCAAGUGAUCGACCAAGGCCAUCAAUCCUGUCCGGCCGUGCUGGUGUUACCCAUCUCGCCAUCGAGGGUACCAUCUACGAUCGCCUCCAGGAAUUCUGCCGCACCUAUCAAACCACUUCCUUCUCUGCCCUACUGGCAGCAUUCCGCGCAACACACUACCGCCUUACCGGGGUCGAAGACGCUACUAUCGGUACGCCGAUCGCCAAUCGAAACCGGCCGGAGCUGGAGCACAUGGUCGGCUUCUUUGUCAACACCCAGUGUAUGCGCAUCAGUGUGGAGCCAGAUGACACCUUCGAUACCCUUGUUAAGCAGGUCCGGACCACUACAACGGCUGCCUUCGCCCAUCAAGAUGUUCCCUUUGAGCGUGUCGUGUCAGCGCUGAUCCCAGGAUCGAGAGAUACGUCGCGGAAUCCACUUGUCCAACUCAUGUUUGCGCUACACUCGCAGCAGGAUCUGGGCAGGAUACAAUUACAAGGCCUCGUUGGCGAGCCUGUGCUGGGGACCGUAUCGACUCGCUUCGAUAUCGAAUUCCAUCUGUUCCAAGAGCCAGAUAGGUUGAUCGGCAGCAUUCUGUACGCAGAAGACCUCUUCCAUGCGUCUACUAUCGACACCAUGGUGAAUGUCUUCCAGGAGAUCCUUCACCAGUGUGUUUACACACCUGAAAUACCUAUUUCGGCCCUCCCACUUACAAACGGUAUCGAUGGACUUCGCACAAUGGGCCUGGUAGACAUCCAAGAGACUAGCUACCCUCGAGAUUCGAGCGUGGUAGACGUCUUCCGUGCCCAGGCGACCAUUUCUCCAGAUGCAACAGCUGUCGUUGACGCCUCCGGCCGCCUGACGUAUGCCGAGCUGGAUCAAAAAUCGGACAACGUCGCUAGCUGGCUUCGCAAGCUGGUGGCUCUCUUUGGUGUUCUCAAAGCGAAUCUUGCCUACCUUCCACUCGACGUCAAUGUUCCUACUGCUCGCGUCGAAGCUAUCCUCUCUGCUAUCAAGAAGCAUACGCUGAUCCUACUUGGCACCGAAACACCAGCUCCAGACAUCCAGGUGCCUGAGAUGGAGCUGGUCCGCAUCGGCGACAUGAUUGCCCACGACGCUUCAUAUGACGGUAAGAGUGCCGACAUGCAGCCAUCAGCGACGAGCCUCGCAUAUGUCAUCUUCACGUCCGGAUCAACAGGAAAGCCCAAGGGCGUGAUGGUUGAGCAUCGUGCUAUUCUAAGGCUGGCAGCCUUCUUUUCUACAGCACUUCUCAAGCAGCAGUUGAGCGAGACCCCCGGCGCCAUCGCUGGCCUGGAUGUAUUGUUCGCUGGUGGUGAGAGAAUGCGACCAGAAGAUGCCUUCCAAGCGAGAGAACUAGUUCGAGGCUCAUUCUGCCAUGUAUACGGCCCAACGGAAAACACGACAUUCAGCACAAUGUACCGGAUGAGCGAAGAGGAACAGUGUAUCAAUGGUGUUCCGAUCGGUCGAGCAGUCACCAAUUCUGGGGCCUAUAUCAUGGACCCGAACCAGCAGCUCGUCCCGCCCGGUGUCAUGGGUGAACUUGUCGUCACCGGAGAUGGCCUGGCUCGAGGCUAUACCGAUUCAGCAUUGGAUACGGAUCGAUUCGUACAGGUGACCAUCAAUGACGAAUCUGUUCGAGCGUACCGAACAGGUGACCGAGCGAGAAUUCGGCCGAUCGACGGCUACAUCGAGUUCUUCGGACGGAUGGACCAGCAGAUCAAGAUCAGAGGUCAUCGAAUCGAGCCGGCAGAGGUAGAACAUGCAAUCCUUAGGCAUGAAGUAGUCCGAGAUGCAGUUGUCAUCGUCCGCGUACAAGACGGCCAGGAACCGGAAAUGGUCAGCUUUGUCACGGUCCAAAGACAGCUGGAGGCCAACACUGCCGACGAACAGCACGAGAUCACUAAUCAGGUCGAGGGCUGGGCGGCACAUUUCGACACGAAUACAUACGCUGAGAUCGAUACUAUCGACCAAUCCGCUGUAGGAAACGAUUUCAUGGGCUGGACAUCCAUGUACGACGGCAAGCCUAUCGACAAAGCCGAGAUGCAAGAAUGGCUCGACGACACGAUGCAGACCCUCUUAGAUGGCCGCGCAACGGGCCAUGUCUUCGAGAUCGGAACUGGCACAGGAAUGAUCCUGUUCAAUCUUCCUGAGUCGACUGGCUUUGAGAGCUAUAUAGGACUCGAACCUUCGCAAUCAGCAACGGCCUUUACUACAGCCAAGGUUAACUCAAUCGCAGGUCUGGCUGGCAGAGCUACAAUCCAAGUCGGCACAGCCACCGAUAUACACCAGGUAGAGGGACUACGUCCCGACCUAGUCGUUAUCAACUCUGUGGCCCAAUACUUCCCGACACCAGAAUACUUGGUCGAGGUCGUUGACACGCUUACACAGCUGCCAGGCGUCAAGCGCAUCUUCUUUGGUGACAUGAGGUCCUACGCCACCAACAGACACUUCCUCGCGGCGAGGGCCGUUCAUACGCUCGGCAAGGAUGCCAGCAAAGAAAGUAUCCGAAAGAAGAUGGCAGAGCUGGAAGAUCGCGAAGAAGAGCUACUCGUCGACCCGGCAUUCUUCACCAGCCUAGCUAACCGGAUACCGAGUGUCAAGCAUGUCGAGAUUCUUCCAAAGAGAAUGAAGGCCACGAACGAACUCAGCUCGUACCGGUAUACUGCUGUGGUCUAUGUGGGUCAAGAGGAAGACGUGCAGCCCAUCUACACGAUCGACAAUAAUUCCUGGAUUGACUUCACAGCGACUGGUAUGGAUCGCGCUGGUCUUCUACGCCUCCUACAGAGCUCGCCAGAUGCCAUGACAGUGGCUAUCGGCAAUAUCCCUUACAGCAAAACGAUCGUCGAGCGGCAUAUUGUGGAGUCGCUUGAUCAGGACGACAUGAACGAUGACAAGCAGGGAUCGCUAGAUGGUUCUGCUUGGCUCUCAUCGGUCCGCUCCACGGCUAGUCAGUGUGCGUCCUUGUGCGCCUCUGACCUUGUGGAACUGGCCAAAGAGGCAGGCUUCGCUGUCCAGAUGAGCUGGGCGCGCCAGCGGUCCCAACAUGGCGCUGUCGAUGCCGUGUUCCAUCAUUAUUCUCCUGUCAACGACUCUCCUACCAGCGACGAAACGCGUGUUCUUUUACAAUUCCCGACCGAAGAUGGUAGCCUAUUGGUACCCCGUACCAAUCGCCCGCUACAGCGCCUACAAAGCCGUCAUGUCGAGUCGCAGAUCCGCGAGCGACUCCAGGCAAUACUCCCAUCCUACAUGGUGCCUGGGCAAAUUGUGGUGCUCGACCAGAUGCCUCUCAACGCCAAUGGUAAGGUCGACAGGAAAGCUCUAAGCCGCAAGGCCCAAGUCGUCCGCAAGGUGACACCAGAUGCUCUCCGCGUACCUCCGCGCAAUGAAAUCGAGGCUGCGCUCUGUGAAGAAUUCUCGAAUCUUCUUGGGGUGGAUGUCGGCAUCACUGACAAUUUCUUCAACCUUGGCGGUCACUCUCUCAUGGCCACCAAGCUCGCGGCCAGGAUCAGCAAGCGCCUGGACACCCAUAUCUCAGUCAAAGAUGUGUUCGACCAUCCUGUGAUUGAGGACCUUGCCGCCACCAUCAACCAAGGAUCGACCCCACAUAACCCUAUCCCUGUCACUCAGUAUGACGGGCCUGUGGAGCAAUCCUUCGCCCAGGGUCGUCUAUGGUUCCUUGACCAGCUUAACCUUGGUGCCUCUUGGUAUCUCAUGCCGCUUGUUGCGCGAAUGCGCGGCCCGCUACAAGUCGAUGCUCUUUCUACCGCCAUUUUCGCUCUCGAGCAGCGGCACGAGACCUUGAGGACGACCUUCCUCGAGAAAGAUGGCGAGGAUGCCCAGGCCGCCGAACACCAGAGACAGCUCGACUACUGGAUCAAGCAGCUGGCUGAUAGCUCUCCCGCUGAAAUUCUGAGCGAUCGGGUACGACCAGGAAUACUUUCUGGACGUGCUGGUAUCAGCCAAGUGUCUAUCGAAGGUGCCUUGUACAGCCGCCUUCAGGAGUUCUGUCGCACACAGCAGGCCACUCCUUUCGCCGCCUUGCUCGCCAUCUUCCGUGCGACACAUUAUCGUCUUACUGGUGUUGAGGAUGCUACUAUCGGCACGCCAAUUGCCAACCGAAACCGGCCAGAGCUAGAAAAUAUGAUUGGCUUCUUUGUCAAUACCCAGUGCAUGCGCAUCACUGUGGAACCGGAUGAUACAUUCGAAGGCCUGGUGAGACAGGUCCAGUCAGUCACAACUGAUGCCUUUGCAAAUCAAGAUGUCCCAUUCGAACGCAUCGUAUCCUCGCUUAUGCGCAAGUCAAGAGACACAUCUCGAAACCCACUGGUACAGAUCAUGUUUGCCCUCCACUCGCAGCAAGAUCUAGGAAAGAUCCAGCUAGAAGGCCUCACCGGCGAACCGGUGCUAGGAACGGCAUCGACACGCUUCGAUCUUGAAUUCCAUCUAUACCAAGAGUCAGACAGAUUGAUCGGCACUAUCAUGUACGCAGAAGACCUAUUCGAGCCCUCCACCAUGAAAGCUAUGGGCACGAUCUUCCAAGAGGUCCUCCGCCGCUGCCUCGACGCGCCGCAAGCACCGACAUCUUCUCUUCCACUUACGGACGGUGUCGAUGACCUUCGAAUAAUGGACUUGGUACAUGUUGACACGACCGAAUACCCUCGAGAUUCAAGCGUCGUAGAUGUCUUCCGCGCUCAGGUGGCUGCUUGCCCAGGAUCCACUGCCGUCAUUCACGGUUCCACCCGCCUCACUUAUGCCGAACUGGAUCAAAAGUCGGACGAGGUGGCUAGUUGGCUUCGAAGCCGGCAACAACCAGCUGAGGCUCUUGUUGCAGUCCUUGCGCCACGCUCGUGCGAGGCCGUGGUUGCCUUCUUUGGCAUUCUCAAGGCGAACCUUGCCUACCUUCCACUCGACGUCAACGUUCCAACCGCUCGCAUCGAAGCUAUUCUAUCCACCAUUGCACAGGAUACACUGAUCUUGCUUGGCGAUGGAGUACCGGUUCCCGAAAUGCAACUCACCAACAUAGAACUGGUUCGCAUCAGCGACACAAUCGGCCACGACAGUUCAGAUGUCGGUACCGAUGUGGGACCGUCCGCGACGAGCCUUGCAUAUGUCAUCUUUACAUCUGGCUCGACAGGAAAGCCCAAGGGCGUCAUGGUGGAACAUCGUGCUAUCCUACGACUAGUCAAGGACAGCAAUGUGGUGUCGAAACUGCCAAAGGCUGUGCGAAUGGCACACCUGACAAAUCUUGCCUUUGACGUCGCUGUGUGGGAGAUAUACGCAACGAUCCUCAACGGUGGAACCCUUAUCUGUGUUGAUUACUUCACUUCCUUGGAUAGCCAGGCGUUAGAGUCACUCUUCCGACAGGAAAAGGUCCGCGGGGCCAUCCUGCCACCUGCGCUUCUCAAGCAGUGCUUGGUCAACAUCCCUUCCACAAUCCAAGCCUUGGACGUCCUCUUUGUCGCCGGCGACCGCUUUGACUCUCGCGAUGCGAUCCUGGCACAAUCCCUUGUUGGCGCCGGUGUCUUCAACGCCUAUGGUCCAACCGAGAACGGUGUCUUGAGUACGAUCUAUAAUCUGCCUACCAGUGACCAUUCAUUUGUCAAUGGCGUGCCGAUUGGCCAGGCUGUCAGCAACUCUGGAGCCUACAUUAUGGACCUGAACCAACGACUAGUCCCGCCUGGCGUGAUGGGUGAGCUAGUGGUGACAGGAGAUGGCCUGGCUCGAGGUUACACAGAUCCUACCUUGAACAAGCAACGAUUCGUACAGGUGGUCAUCAAUGGCAAGUCGGUCCGAGCAUACCGAACCGGUGACCGAGUACGCCAUCGACCCACCGACGGCUACAUAGAGUUCUUCGGCCGGAUGGACCAGCAAAUCAAGAUUAGGGGCCACCGGAUCGAACCGGCAGAGGUAGAGCAUGCUAUCCUCAGGCAAGAGGCUGUUCAGGAUGCAGCUGUCAUUGUCCGGUCACAAGAGGGCCAGGAACCAGAGAUGGUGAGCUUUAUUAUCGCCCGUGACCAAGAUGGCACAGAUGAGGAGCAUGAGGCCACCAACCAGGUAGAAGGCUGGGCAACCCAUUUCGACACCAACACAUACGCCGAAAUCGACACUAUCGACCGCUCCACCGUCGGUAACGACUUCAUGGGUUGGACCUCCAUGUACGACGGCAAGCCUAUAGACAAAGUGGAGAUGCAGGAAUGGCUCGACGAGACGAUGCAGACGCUGCUAGAUGGCCGCGCACCGGGCCACGUCUUUGAAAUAGGAACCGGUACUGGUAUGAUCAUGUUCAACCUGAGCAAGUAUGCUGGUCUCGAUAGCUAUAUCGGACUCGAACCUUCACCGGCAGCCACUCUCUUCGCUACGAACAUGGCAGAAUCAAUCCCAGCUCUAGCCGGCAAGGCGAGAGUACUGGUCGGCACAGCUACAGACAUCGACAAGGUAGAGGGGCUCUAUCCAGAACUGGUAGUCAUCAACUCCGUGGCCCAGUACUUCCCUACACCGGAAUAUUUGAUGGAGGUGGUUGACACCCUCACAUGUCUACCAGGCGUUAAACGCCUAUUCUUCGGUGAUAUCCGGUCCUUCGCCACCAACAGGCACUUCCUCGCGGCCAGGGCUCUUCACACACUUGGUAAUGACGUUACUAAGGAAGGUGUCCGCAAGAAGAUCGCAGAACUAGAAGAUCGUGAGGAAGAGCUGCUUGUCGACCCGGCCUUUUUCACUAGCCUGGCUAGGCGGUUCCCCACUCGAAUCAAGCAUGUGGAGGUUCUUCCGAAGAGGAUGAGAGCCACGAACGAGCUUAGCUCGUACCGUUACGCCGCUGUCGUCUACCUGCGCACGGCAGAGGAAGACAUGUCGGAACCCACUAUCCACACGGUGGAUAACGACUCCUGGGUUAACUUUACAACGACUGGCAUGGACCGUCGCAGCCUUCUUGACCUUCUACAGCGCGCACCAAAUGGAGCCGCGGUAGCCGUGGCUAAUAUCCCUUAUAGCAAGUCGAUCCUAGAGCGGCACAUCGUGGAGUCGCUUGACCACGACGAUGGUAACGACAACGGACAAGAUGGGCUAGCUUGGCUCUCGUCCAUCCGCUCAAAAGCUAAUCGGCUUCGCCGUGCAGAUGAGCUGGGCGCGGCAAAAUCCCAACAUGGUGCUGUGGAUGCUAUCUUCCACCACCACCGUGCCGCACCUACAGGAUCCCGUGUUCUAUUGCAAUUCCCGACAGAGGAUGAGAGGACAUCAACGCCCCGCAUCAAUCGACCUUUGCGGCGUCUACAGAGCCGCCGCGUUGAGACGCAGGUUCGAGAGCAGCUACAGGCAUUACUUCCAUCGUAUAUGAUCCCGACACAAUUCGUGGUGCUUGACCAGAUGCCUCUCAACGCCAAUGGCAAGGUCGAUAGGAAAGAGCUGACGCGCAAGGCUCAAGUCAUCCACAAGAUUACACCGGAGUCUACACGCGUAGCUCCGCGGAACGACAUUGAGAUUGCACUCUGUGAAGAGUUCUCUGACCUACUUGGUGUCGAUGUCGGCAUUACUGACAACUUCUUUGACCUUGGUGGCCACUCACUUAUGGCCACUAAACUGGCUGCCCGGCUCAGUCGCCGCCUGGACACCCGCAUCUCAGUCAAAGACGUGUUUGACCAACCCAUCGUGCAGGACCUCGCUGCCACCAUCCGCCAAGGAUCGACGCCACACGAUCCCAUUCCUAUCACCCAGUAUACAGGACCCAUUGAGCAGUCCUUUGCUCAGGGUCGACUAUGGUUCCUUGACCAGCUCAACGUUAGCAGCUCUUGGUAUCUUAUGCCGCUUGUUUCAAGGAUGCGCGGCCCGCUACAGGUCGAUGCCCUUUCUGCUGCUGUGAUUGCUCUUGAGCAGCGGCACGAAACCCUGAGGACGACGUUCCUAGAGAAAGAUGGCGUAGGCCUACAGGUGGUGCAUCCCAGCAGUCCCAAACCCUUGAGGAUCAUUGACCUUUCAGACAAGGGUGAUCGAAGCUAUAUCGAGCCUCUGAAACAAGAACAGACAAUGCCCUUUGAUCUGUCAUGUGAAUCAGGGUGGAGAGUCUCCGUGUUCCGCGUUGGCGAGGAUGACCACAUCAUUUCUAUCGUCAUGCAUCACAUCAUAUCUGAUGGCUGGUCGAUCGAUAUCUUACGCCAGGAACUAGACCGUUUCUACUCUGCAGCACUGCGAGGUCACGACCCACUGUCACAGGCCAACCCGCUACCUAUCCAAUACCGUGACUUCGCGGUAUGGCAAAAGCAAGAAGCGCAGGCAGCCGAACAUCAAAGACAGCUCGAGUACUGGACCACGCAGCUAGCCGACAGCUGUCCAGCGGAAUUCCUCGCCGACCGACCUCGCCCUGAUGUACCAUCUGGCCGGGCCGGCCUCGUGCAACUUGCCAUAGACAGCUCGGUGUAUGAUCGCCUUCAAGAGUUCUGUCGCAUUCAUCAAACUACCUCCUUCGCUGCGUUGCUCGCAGUCUUCCGCGCCACACACUAUAGGCUCACCGGUGUCGAGGAUGCCACCAUUGGCACGCCGAUCGCCAAUCGCAACCGGCCAGAGCUAGAACAUAUGGUGGGCUUCUUUGUCAACACCCAGUGUAUGCGCAUCGCCGUAGACCGCGACGAAACAUUUGAAAGCCUUGUUAGAGAGGUCCGGUCCACAACCACAACCGCGUUCGCACACCAAGAUGUCCCAUUCGAACGUAUCGUCUCAGCCCUCAUCCCCGGCUCGAGAGAUACGUCUCGAAACCCACUUGUGCAGCUCAUGUUUGCCCUUCACUCACAGCAAGAUCUAGGAAAGAUCCAAUUGGAGGGGCUUAUUGGAGAACCCAUAGCAGGUUCAGUGUCCACGCGGUUCGACCUUGAAUUCCACGUGUACCAAGAAGCAGGAAGAAUGGUUGGAAGCAUCUUGUACUCACAAGACCUUUUCGAAGCCUCCACCAUCCAAGCUAUGGGCAACAUCUUCCAAGAGGUCCUCCGCAGGUGCCUCGACGCGCCUCAGACACCUAUCUCAUGUCUUCUGCUAACUGAUGGCGUUGGCGAACUUCGCAAGAUGGGCUUGUUAGACAUCCACAAGCCCGACUACCCUCGGGAUUCAAGCGUCGUGGAUGUUUUCCGUGCCCAGGUGGCUGCUUGCCCAGAAUCAAUAGCCGUUGUCGACGCUUCGUCCCGCCUUACAUAUGCUGAGCUAGAUCAGAAGUCAGACGAGGUGGCUAGCUGGCUUCGGAGGCGUCACAUGCCAGCCGAGACGCUCGUUGGCGUGCUUGCGCCGCGAUCAUGCGAAACGCUGGUGGCAUUCUUCGGCAUUCUCAAAGCCAACCUUGCCUAUCUUCCGCUUGACGUCAACGUCCCGACUGCUCGUAUCGAGGCCAUCAUUUCCAGUCUUGGAAAGGAUACGCUAAUCUUGCUUGGUGGUUCAGUAGUGAUUCCGGACCUGCAAGCCGAACUGGUCCGGAUCGGCGACACCAUGGGCCACCGCGAUUCAUCCGAGGAUACGAGUGGCAAUGUCGAGCCAUCCGCAACAAGUCUCGCAUAUGUCAUCUUUACAUCCGGCUCGACAGGCAAGCCAAAGGGCGUCAUGAUCGAGCAUCGCAACAUCGUUCGAUUGGUCAAGCAAAGCAAUGUGGUCGCCAAGAUACCAAAGGCCGCACCUGUAGCCCAUCUUUCUAAUGUCGCCUUCGACGCUGCGACAUGGGAAAUCUAUGUGCCGCUCCUGAACGGUGGUACGGCGGUCUGCAUCGACUACUUUACCUCGCUUGACAGCAAGGCUUUGGAGGCGGUGAUUCUAAAGGAAAACAUCCGCGCAGCUAUGCUUCCACCUGCGCUGCUCAAGCAGUGCUUGGCCAACAACCCUUCCACAGUCCAAGCCUUGGACGUCCUCUUUGUUGCCGGUGACCGCUUCGACUCUCGAGACGCGGUCCAUGCCAGAGGCCUUGUUGGCGACGGCGGCGGCGUGUACAAUGCCUACGGUCCAACCGAGAACGCUGUGUUGAGUACCAUCUAUAAUCUCCGCGAGCAGGACGAUUCAUUUGUCAAUGGUGUACCAAUCGGCGAGGCCGUCAGCAGCUCUGGCGCCUACAUCAUGGAUCCUAACCAACGACUCGUGCCCCUGGUGUCAUGGGUGAUCACCAUCAACGGCGAGUCUGUCCGAGCAUACCGAACGGGCGAUCGAGUCCGCCACCGACCAGGGGAUGGCUUCAUCGAAUUCUUUGGCCGCAUGGACCAACAGAUCAAGAUCAGGGGCCACCGAAUUGAGCCAGCUGAGGUGGAACAUGCCAUACUGACGAGCAACGAAGUCCGGGAUGCCGCUAUCAUCGUCCGGAUCCACGACAGUGAGGAGCCGGAAAUGGUUGGUUUUGUCGCAGUCCAAAUGGAAAACCACACUGCCGACCAACACCAGGAGGUCACCAGCCAGGUUGAGGGCUGGGCAACACAUUUCGAUACCAGCACAUAUGCCGACAUCAGCACCAUCGAUCAAUCUUCCGUUGGCAAUGACUUCAUGGGCUGGACGUCUAUGUAUGACGGCCAGCUCAUCGAUAAGGUGGAGAUGCAAGAAUGGCUCGACGACACGAUGCAGACAAUCCUGGAUGGCCGCGCAGCUGGCCAUGUAUUCGAGAUAGGAACCGGUACCGGAAUGAUCAUGUUCAACCUUUCUACCGGUCUUGAGAGCUAUAUUGGCCUGGAACCUUCGCAGGCAGCAGCCACCUUCGCUACCAACAAGGCCAUGGCCAUCCCAGCCCUCGCAGGCAAAGCUACGGUCCAAGUCGGCACAGCUACAGAUAUACACCAGGUGGAGGGACUUCGUCCUGACCUCGUCGUCAUCAACUCUGUAGCCCAAUACUUCCCUACACCGGAGUACCUGGUAGAGGUCGUUGACACACUUACACAGCUACCAGGCGUGAAGCGCCUGUUCUUCGGUGACAUGAGGUCCUACGCUACCAACAGGCACUUCUUGGCAGCUAGGGCUGUUCACACACUUGGCAAAGAUGUCAGCAAGGACAGCGUGCGACAGAAGAUAGCUGAGCUGGAAGAGCGCGAAGAAGAACUCCUAGUGGACCCGAUAUUUUUCACUAGCCUCGCAACCCGGCUACCAGGCCGAGUCAAGCAUGUCGAAAUUCUUCCCAAGAGAAUGAGAGCGACAAACGAGCUUAGCUCGUACCGAUAUGCAGCCGUCGUCUACCUUCGCACGCCAGAGGAAGAUAUCCAGCCUGUCCAUGCGAUCGACAAGAAUUCCUGGACCGACUUUACAGCGGCUGGCAUGGAUCGCGCUGGUCUUGUACAGCUCUUGCAGAGCUCGCCAGACGCCAUGGCCGUCGCUAUCAGCAACAUCCCAUACAGCAAGUCUAUCUUCGAGCGACACAUCGUUGAGUCGCUCGACCAGGAUGACCUCCACGACAACGGCCAGGCACCACUAGAUGGCACAGCUUGGGUUUCAUCAGUCCGCUCAAAGGCUACCCAGUGUGCAUCUCUCUGCGCCGCUGACCUCGUCGAGCUAGCCGAAGUGGCUGGCUUUAGCGUAGAGAUGAGCUGGGCUCGUCAACGCUCCCAGCGCGGCGCUGUCGACGUCGUCUUCCAUCACUAUCCGUCUACGCAAGGAUCGCGUGUCUUACUCCAAUUCCCCACCGACAGUGAGAGGACAGCGGUAGCCUACACAAACCGGCCGCUACAGCGCCUACAGAGCCGCCGCGCUGAGACGCAGAUUCGUGAGCGACUACAGACAUUACUCCCGUCCUACAUGGUACCCACGCAGAUCGUGGUACUGGAUCAGAUGCCUCUCAACGCCAACGGUAAAGUCGACCGGAAAGAACUCACACGCAAGGCAAAGGCCAUCCGGAAGAGCACCUCGGAUUCCGCACGUGUGGCUCCAGAAAACGAUGUCGAGGCAGCUCUAUGUGAAGAGUUCUCCGACCUACUUGGUGUCGACGUCGGCAUCACUGACAACUUCUUCGACCUUGGUGGCCACUCACUGAUGGCCACUAAGCUGGCAGCUCGCCUUAGCCGUCGACUUGAUACACACAUCUCGGUCAAAGAUGUGUUUGACCAUCCUGUGAUCAAGGAUCUUGCCGCCACCAUCCGCCAAGGAUCAACCCCACACAACCCCAUUCCUGUUACCGAGUACGAGGGACCUGUCGAGCAGUCCUUCGCCCAGGGCCGUCUAUGGUUCCUUGACCAGCUCAACCUUGGCGCGUCUUGGUAUCUCAUGCCGCUUGUCGCACGAAUGCGCGGCAAGCUACAUGUGGAUGCGCUUUCUGCCGCCAUUUCUGCUCUCGAGCAGCGACAUGAGACCUUGAGGACCACCUUCUUGGACAAGGAGGGCGUAGGCCUACAGGUCGUGCAUCCCAGCGACCCGAAGCCUCUCAGAGUGAUCGAUCUAUCCACUGAAGAGGAGGGAAGCUACAUCGAGCCUUUGAAACAAGAACAGACGACGCCCUUUGAUCUAUCUUCUGAACCAGGGUGGAGAGUUUGCUUACUCCGCCUUUCCGACGACGAGCACAUCCUCUCUAUUGUCAUGCACCACAUCAUUUCCGAUGGUUGGUCGAUCGACGUCCUACGUCAGGAACUGGAUCAAUUCUACUCUGCCGCCCUCCGCGGCCAUGACCCGCUGUCACAAGUCAGCCCACUGCCCGUUCAAUACCGCGACUUCUCGGUAUGGCAAAAACAAGACGCGCAGGUGGCCGAACACCAGAGGCAGCUCGAGUACUGGACGAAGAAGCUAGCCGACAGUUCUCCGGCCGAAUUCCUAGCCGACCGACCACGCCCUGCAGCACCCUCUAACAAAGCUGCCGUCGUCCAACUCUCAGUCGAGGGUCCAGUCUACGAAAAUCUCCAAUCAUUCUGCCGGGCUCGCGAGAUAACAUCGUUCGCUGUACUUCUCGCAGUAUUCCGCGCGGCGCACUACCGUCUUACGGGGUCGGAAGAUGCCACUAUCGGCACCCCGAUCGCCAAUCGCAACCGACCGGAGCUUGAGCAUAUGAUUGGCUUCUUUGUCAACACCCAGUGCCUGCGCAUUCCCCUCCACGACACCGAAACCUUUGAAGAGCUGGUACAGGAGUGUAAGACUACCGCAACCGCCAUGUUCGAGAAUCAAGAUGUUCCUUUCGAGCGUGUCGUAUCAGCGCUCCUACCCGGGUCCAGGGACACGUCACGGAACCCGCUGGUGCAAGUACUCUUCGCUGUCCAUUCUCAGCAGGACCUGGGCAAGAUCAAGCUGGAGGGCUUGGUACACGAGCCCGUCGCGGCACCUGUGACGACCAGAUUCGACAUAGAGUUCCAUCUAUUCCAAGAGUCAGAGAGACUGAGCGGUAUGGUCUUCUUCGCGACUGACCUGUUCGAUUCCGAAACCAUCGACGGCCUCGUCGCUGUGUUCCAAGAGAUCCUGCGGCGCGGCCUCGACCAGCCUCUGGCGCCAAUCGCAACCCUGCCUCUGACCGAUGGGUUGCCUGAGCUUCGCAGCAUGGGCCUUCUCAAGGUCGAGAAGUCCAACUACCCCCGAGAUUCGAGCGUCAUUGAUGUCUUCCAAGAGCAUGUAGCGGCUACUCCCAAUGCCACAGCCGUCACAGACUCGUCGACACAGCUCACAUACUCUGAGCUCGACCUUGAAUCCGACAAGGUUGCCACCUGGCUCCGCCGGCGAGGCAUGGCGCCCGAAACCCUCGUCGGAGUCUUGGCACCGCGCUCGUGCCUCACUGUGGCCGCGUUCUUCGGCAUUAUGAAGGCAAACCUGGCAUACCUGCCUCUCGAUAUCAACACUCCUACCGGCCGCAUCGAGACGAUUCUGUCGUCGGUGGCAGGCCACAAGUUGGUAAUUGUAGGGUCUGAUGUUCCCGUUCCAGAUCUUCAAGUACCGGAUGUCGAGUUGGUACGAAUUGACGACAUAAUGAAUGAUCACGGCCAAGACGACUCUUCCGAUUUGGACAUUUCGAAGCCCUCUCCUACAAGCCUUGCCUAUGUCAUCUUCACCUCUGGAUCCACCGGACGACCCAAGGGUGUCAUGGUCGAGCACCGCAGCAUCAUCCGCCUCGUAAGGCACAGCAGCGUUUCCUCCAGACUCCCUGAGGCGCCUCGUGUAGCACACCUUACGAGCAUUUCCUUCGACAACUCGGUGUGGGAAAUGUAUAUUGCCCUUCUGAACGGAGGAGUGUUGGUGUGCAUCGACUAUGUCACCAUCUUGGACAGCAACGCCCUCGAGGAAACCUUUGAGCAACAGCAAGUCCGCGUGGCUAUGAUCCCUCCUGUGCUGAUCAAGGAAUGUCUGGCCAAUGCGCCUACCACGCUUGCACACUUGCACACUCUUCUCGUGGCCGGCGAUCGAUUCGAUAGUCGCGACGCCAUCGCGGCCAAGGAACUCGUCAAGGCUGACCUCUACAAUGCGUACGGCCCCACUGAAAACACAGUAUCAGCCACGAUUUAUCGAGUUCAGGAGAACGAGCUAUUCGUGAAUGGCGUCCCCAUCGGGCGAGCCAUCAACAAUACUGGCGCCUACGUCAUGGACCGACAGCAACAACUUGUACCGAUCGGAGUCAUGGGUGAGCUCGUGGUGACCGGUGACGGUGUGGCCCGAGGUUACACAGACUCGGCACUAGAUACCAACCGAUUCGUGCAAGUAUCCAUCGAUGGCCAACUGGUAAGGGCGUACCGCACCGGCGACCGCGUGCGGCAUAGACCCAAGGAUGGCGAGAUUGAAUUCUUUGGGCGAAUGGACCAGCAGAUCAAGAUUCGCGGCCACCGUAUCGAGCCGGCUGAGGUGGAGCACGCGAUGCUAAGCCACAGCGCGGUCCGCGAUGCGGCCGUUGUGGUCCGAAAGGAAGCCGAUCAGGAACCGGAAAUGGUGGGCUUCGUCGCCGCCGGCGGCGACGCGUCCGCCGAGGAGGGCGAGGCGAGCAGCCAGGUGCAAGGAUGGGGAAAUCACUUCGAAGAGAGCACGUAUGCCAACAUUGAUACCAUUGGCCAGUCCGCCGUCGGCCGCGACUUCAUGGGCUGGACGUCCAUGUACGACGGAAGCGAUAUCGACAAGGCCGAGAUGCAGGAGUGGCUUGACGAUACCAUGCGCACAAUUCUUGACGGCGGCGCGGCCGGGCACGUGUUUGAGAUCGGUACAGGUACGGGUAUGAUCCUCUUCAACCUCGGCGAAGGAAUGCAAAGCUAUGUCGGCCUCGAUCCCUCCCGCUCGGCAGCCGAAUUCGUCAACACCAUGGCGAAGUCAGAUCCUUCUCUGGCCGGUCGGGUCGAAAUGCACGUCGGUACAGCGACCGACUUAAGUCGCCUGGGAGGGCUCCACCCGGACGUGGUCGUGCUGAACUCCGUUGUCCAGUACUUCCCCACGGUAGAAUACUUGAUCGAGGUGGUGGACGCUCUCGCGAGGAUUCCAGGAGUCAACCGCCUCGUCUUUGGCGACUUGCGAUCUUACGCUAUCAACAGAGACUUCCUGGCGGCGAGGGCGCUCCACACACUGGGCAAGGGAGCGACCAAGGAUAGCAUUCGGUUGAAGAUGGCGGAAUUGGAGGACCGUGAGGAGGAGUUGCUUGUUGACCCAGCCUUUUCACCGGCCUGCGCAGCCGACUGCCAGGCCAGAUAUGCAGCCGUCAUUCAUAUUGGCGGCCCUCAGGAGGAGGCGCAGGCCAUACACUCCGUCAACCAGGAGGCUUGGAUCGACUUCAGCGCGUCCCAGAUGGACCGCCAUGACCUUCUCCGCCUUUUGCAAAGCUCACCAGACACCUCUUUGCCUGUGGCCGUCGGCAAUAUCCCCUACAGCAAGACGAUUUUCGAGCGCCAUGUUGUCGAGUCUCUCGAUAACGACAAGGGAAGCGAUGGCUCAGGAGAUGGAGCAGACUGGAUGGCCACCAUCCAAGACAAGGCCGAACGUUGCCCUUCACUAUCUGCGACCGAUCUCGUUCAAGUCGGCGAAGAGGCCGGCUUCAGCGUGGAGGUCAGCUGGGCACGUCAACGAUCCCAUCACGGAGCACUGGAUGCAGUCUUCCACCACUUUAAGCCCACCAAGGAAGGCGCUCGUGUCCUGAUCCAAUUCCCCGGCGAUGAUCAAGCAGGACGAGGGGGCAGCACCCCAACCCAUCUUACCAACCGUCCGCUCCAGGGGAUGCAAAGCCGACGGAUCGAGACGCAAGUCCACGAGCAAUUGCAGACACUCCUUCCACCAUACAUGAUCCCGUCGCGCAUCAUGGUGCUUGACCAGAUGCCCGUCAACGCCAACGGCAAGGUCGACCGACAGGAGCUCGCCCGAAGAGCUCAGACUGUGCCAAGAGCGAAACCUACCACGGCGCGCGUGGCCCCGCGCAAUGAUAUCGAAGCAACCCUGUGCGAGGAAUUUGCCGAUGUCUUGGGUGUCGAGGUCGGCAUUACGGACAACUUUUUCGAUCUCGGCGGACACUCUCUCAUGGCGACCAAGCUCGCAUCGCGAAUCAGUCGCCGGCUGGAUACUCGCGUGUCUGUCAAGGACAUCUUUGCUUACCCGGACGUUGCCGACUUGGCUGAGAAGAUCAGUCAACCACUCAAGGAGUCGGCAGUGGACAAUGUCGACCUCCGGGAGGAAUUCCACAAGUACGACGACAAGCUAUCUCAGUUGUCGAUCCCAGAGUCGCCAGCUCCUUCAACGUAUACCAUUUCGCAAUCCUUCCUGGUGACUGGCGCUUCCGGUUUCCUCGGCAGCAGCAUCGUCAACCAACUCCUCCUGCGACCGGGCGUCUCCAAAGUAAUUUGCUUGGUUCGCGCGGAGAACGACAGCCACGCAAUGCAGAGAAUGAUUCUCGCAGCUCGCAAGGGCCAAUGGUGGAAGCGGGAGUAUCUAUCCCGCCUCGAAGUCUGGAGUGGAGACUUGAGCAGGCCCAGGAUGGGCGUCAGCGACUCACGAUGGGAGCGCAUCGGCGCCGGUCCUGGCAACAAGGACGCUAUCGACGGCAUCAUCCACAACGGAGCUACAGUUCACUUCCAAGCGAGCUACCAACAUAUUUCCGACGCCAACAUUGGUAGCACUAUCGACCUCCUCUCUGCUUGGUCGCUUGCGCCCGCGCCCCUCGAUUCACAUACGCUCCUUCCCAGGAUCAACGGCUAUGCCCAAACCAAAUUCAUUGCGGAGAUGCUUGUCCGGCACCAGGCUGAACGACCAGGCAUGAUCAUUGGUGAUGCAGAACACGGAGUGUGCAAUGUGGACGAUUUCAUUUGGCGUGUGGUUGCCUCCGCUAUUCGCAUCAACGCGUUCAACGUUCAAGAAUUUGACCACCCCAACGCGUGGCUUCUCGUCUCUGGCAGUGAUCAGAUUGCCACGAGAAUCAUUGAUAAUUCCACGCAAGCGUCAAAUGAAACCCUACCGGCCCGAUUCGUCGAUGGUGUUUCGGUCAAGCAGCUGUGGAGUGUUUUGAUUGAAGAGCAUGGCUAUCCACUCGUGCCGAUGUCCGCGGAGGAAUGGCUUCGGCGCUUGAAGGAAGACAUGGAGAAAGAGGGUGCUAGUCACCCUCUUUAUCCAGUAUUCUAUAUUCUGGAGCAGGCGCAUGGUUUCCUUGGAAUUCCCAGACCAACUGACGGAGAGCCCAUCUUCCCUCAGGAGGAUACCACCGCCCGCCUCCGGAAGAGUAUUGAAUAUCUCAAGGGCAUUGGAUUUUUCCAAGCUGCGAACGGACAAAGGGUCAACGGCCCUACUCUUGACAUGACCUUCCGCCGAUCUCAACUUCAGCGAGGCAGGGCACGCCACUCCUAG
Molecule: messenger RNA, 48837 nt
Organism: Parascedosporium putredinis
Lineage: Eukaryota; Fungi; Ascomycota; Sordariomycetes; Microascales; Microascaceae
Source: the annotation of a GenBank genome assembly